Molecule: messenger RNA, 57250 nt
Organism: Pelobates cultripes (western spadefoot toad)
Lineage: Eukaryota; Metazoa; Chordata; Amphibia; Anura; Pelobatidae
Source: the annotation of a GenBank genome assembly
GGGGGACCUUUGAUCCACAAGAUAGCAGCAGGAGAUCAUCAGGUAAAACCUUCCAAGCUUUUUUCUUUUCCAUCUCUUAAUUUGGAUAUGAGCUUCCAUGAAUAUGUUAAAGGAUCAGGUCAUGCUGUCUCCAGUUAGGAAUCAUCAUUCAUUUAUUAAAGGAUCACUAUAGGGUCAGGAAAACAAACAUGUAUUCCUGACCCUAUAGUGCUAAACCCACCAUAUAGGUGGCUUGCCCCUCCCACUCCCCCCUCCCCCCCAUCCCCACUAUAAAAGUUUAAAACUCACCUGGCACGCCGGCACUGGCUCCGCCCCAUUUGUGACAUAAUCAAAAUGGCCAAUUUUUAGCCAAUCCAAUGCUUUCCCAUAGGCCUGAAGGCAAUGAUUAUACUCACCAGAACAACUACAUUAAGCUCUAGUUGUUCUGGUGACUAAAGUGUCCCUUUAAAAAAGUUUUUAAAAAUACAGUGUUAGUCAUACAAAAGCUAAAUAUGCAUUGUUUGCCUUAUUUAAAUUGCAGACAUGUUAAUUUUUCAUCUAUUAUACUCAGUCCAUUUAUUGUGCUUUUUUUUUUCUUUCUCUCUGGUUUACAACUGAUUUGCGUCCUAUCUCAUUUGUAGUUUAUGGAUCUGUAGAAUAACUCCUUCCAUUUGUGCUUGACAUUUGAUAAUGGUAUUAAAGUUCAACAGAUUGAGAUAAAAAGAGAACAAGGAGCACAGACUUCUAGAUUAUGAUAAAAGCUUCAGUUAAAGGUCAGGAUUUUUAUGGUUUGCAUGUACUGUGUAUUAGGUAAAAACAGUAGCUAACUGUCAUAUAAUUGUAACCUAUAGAUUAGGACCAAACAUAUCAGUAAACUCUUUCCUUAUUCAGCAGAACACACUGUAAAUAUGCGUGCAGUGUCCUGUGUUCUGCUGAUGUAGUAAGGAACAUAUUGCAUAUUUGUAUCUCAUAGUCAUAUAGUAUAUAGAUACAACACACAAAAUGUAGCGCACUCCACUUUAAACUAACGUUAAACCUCACACAUAUUUUAAAAACACCUGACUUGCCUAAAAAUAAUGGGUAUUUAGAGGGUUAUUCACUAAAGUGAGAAAUGUCGAGAAUUUGAAGUGAAUUUAAAGUUUCAGGGCAAAAUAGUCGAACUGGAAGCAUAGGUGACUUGGAGAAUUUUUCCAGUUUGUUUACUUAGGAAUUGGAAUUCAAAUUUCACGUGAUUUUCAAACUUAAAGCCAGACAAUUCUCACCUUAGUGAAUAUGAAAAACCAUGUUAGUUACAGUAUACCAUCAUAUGUUGCAUAAGUCUGAAACAACACCUAGGUUCUACAUAACAUGUUCUACACAAGUUCUAUAGCAACCCAAUGUAUGAUCUUAUGAGAUGAAUAACUCUUAGGGUGGUUUACGGAUUUAUGGGAAGAUACCUCCCCUGAUUUAUCAGCUACUCCCUCAGAAAAAGCAUCCACAGAUAAAACGACACACUGACCUCAGGAUAUAUUACAAUGCAAAACCAAAACAAAGCCAAGUAUUUGUGUUAUGUGUUGUUCGGUAACAUGUUUUCUCGUUUUUUUUAUUUACUUAAGUGGUGAGUACACAGCAUGUGCAACAGGGUGUAUGGGUAAUGAGUAUACUCUGUGUAAAGUGUUUAGCCUUCCAAAAUAGAAGCAGACAGCAGAAUGUGGUGAGUGGCACAGCACUGGUGCUAAACACUCUGCAGCCAAGCAAGAGGUGUAAGUGGAGGGACGCAGGAAGGAGAGAUAGGCCACUCUAAUUGAAGGAACUCUAUUUGACACUCGUGGCACUGGGCUUGCAGCCGAACCCUAAUAGAUGGGCCUGUGAACUGUCUGAGAUGGGAAUAGGCUAAAUGCCCAGCUGAGUCACUGCCUGUAUGCUACCCAUGGCUAAUGGAUCACGUAUGCAAUACAUCCAUCAUAUCCAAUGCUUAAUCUUGAUACACUCUGAAGCUUCUUGCCUCAUGCAACACUAAAUGGACUUUUCCUUUAUGUUCCUGGAGCUGCCUGGGGUGGUUUGCCUUGUAGUUGCCUACUCAUGUACUCACAACUUGUUUAUAUUAUUUUCUCACAGUUCACUCAUGCACUCAGAACAUGUUUGUCUUAUUAUUGUUUACUCAUGCAUACUAUUAUUUAAAAUUUCCUUUUGCAAAAGUCAGUGCAGUAUACCCAACAUUUCAUGUGACAUCUUGCAUCAUUUCUUAACGUACAGUCUCUUGUUGCAAUGUCCAUACUACGCUUGUAUUUGUUUACUAUGCACUGAAAAACCUAAAAAAUUAAGACCGUAAAAAAAAAUCCAGAAUUGUUGGUGGGCCAUGAAAACUGGUUUGGGAACCAAGGAUAAAAGAAGAAAAGAACGUGCAUACAAAAUAAACAUAAACACUUUCCAUAUAAGUGCAUUACAUAAAUUAUUUGGGCACUGGGAUACUUACAUUUACAACAGUUAUAUUUAAAUAUAUUUUUAUACACUUCACUCCAUCUAUUAAAUGGGCAAUAUCUGGCUUUUAUGGGUCGAUAGAAUAAAUGCAAUAGAUGCAAUCGGCACAGUGAUAUUACCCAAGCUUCUAUAUGUUUUCAGAAAUAUCUCAAUGUUGUUCCCAUCUUCCUUUUAUCAUAGAUAUUUCAUAGAUAAAUUCUUUUGAAUUUGUUUGGAAACAGAAGAGAGCACAUAUUGCAAACUCUUUGUUACUACGUCCCAUUGUGAAAUGUGUUAUGGUAAUGUCUAACCAGGGCCAGAUUAACACAGUGUCUGAUGAAGCUGAAGCUCCAGGCCCAUGCCCAUGGCAUAGACCCAUUGCUCAAAAAAAAAAAAAUAUAUAUAUAUACCGUAUAUACUCGAGUAUAAGACGAGUUUUUCAGCACAUUUUUUGUGCUGAAAACCCCCCACUCGUCUUAUACUCGAGUCACUGUCUGUAUUAUGGCAACUUAUAUUGCCAUAAUACAGACAAGGACCACGGGCUCAUUAAAAGCCCGGCGGUCCUGUUGGGGGCUGCCAGAGAGCUGUUACCUUUUCUGCAGCUCCUGUCAGCUCCCUUCUCUCUCCUCUGGUCCGUUCAGCUCCCCUGUCAGCUCCACUGUAAGUGUCGCGAGAGCCGCGGGGUCAGAGCUCUGCGUGGCACACAGACCGGGAGACUUACAGGGGAGCCGACCGGAACGGAGGAGAGAGAAGGGAGCUGACAGGAGCUGCAGAAAAGGUAAGUUACAGCUCUCUGCCAGCCCCCCUUCUACACAGCCCAUGCCACAGCCCAGACCACCAGGGAAUGAGAGCCCCUCUCCCUGGCCAUGUAUCAAGCAGGGAGGGGGGACAAAAACAAAAUCGAAAUAAAUAAAAAAUUUAAUAAUAAUAAAAUAAAAUAUUAAUAAUAUAAAAAAAUAAUAUUAAAAUAAUAAUAAUAAUUUAAAAAAAUUAAUAAAAAUGCCCACCCCCCACCAAGGCUCUGCAUCACACACACAAACACUCUGCAUCACACACACACAUGCAAUUUAAUCAAGGAAUAGCCCUACAUUCCAAGAAAAUCACUGUGGCUGACUGUGUUUAAUCAGCCAAGAUAAUGUAAAGGGCUGUGUAUGGCUCUCACUGUGAGCACUGCACACAGCUCACCAGUCAGUGUAGGGCCAUUAAAUAUGACAAAGGGUAUUUGCAGGUUUUCAUUGACACCUGGAUCACUUCAGUGCAAGCAAUACCCUGCUCACUCCUAAAAUGCAGGAUAUCCCAUGCCACCUAAGGGUGUUUAAUGCCCAGGUAGUCUAGGAUACCAUGGACCUUCCUAAAGACGUUACAGGGUAAAGUCAGACUCAUGUAAGAAAAAAACAAAAAAAAAACAGCAAAGUAUUAUGGUUUUACCGAAUGAAAAUAAUUUUCAACAUGUACAAACAAAGGAAUGGGUAUGAGUUAACAUAGCUGAGUAACAUAGCUGAAAAGAGACAUACAUCCACCAAGUUCCGCCUUUCUCAGAUUUGUAUUUGCUAUAGAUCCAAAAGAAGGCAAAAAACUCAGUUCAAAGCACUUUUUAAAUUUUUAACAAACUAAGAAAAAAUAAUUUCUUGACCACAGAACAUAUAGAAGAGAAUGAGGUGGGGCAUAUCCGGUUGACUGAGCCGGUGUGAUAGGAGAAGAUGUCUUAUCAGUAAAUAAGUAAAAAUUUAUUUGGAGGGGAGCAGAUGUUGAGAAGCCUAAAAAGGCUAUAAGUGAGUCGCCCUAGAGCAGUCUUCGCAAGUUGAUAAUGCCUGCCUUAGUGCCUUAGCCAAAUAUGGAUCUUUAAAUCAGGUGUAUGCAGUUGCCUGGAUGUGAGAGGUACAAAAUAUAUGUAGGAACAAGGAGUCUGUAUUUUAAAUACUCAGGCUCCCUAAAUUUGGAAAACCAGCCAGGUAGAAUAGAACAAUGUCUGGUGCUCCCAGGCCUCCUUCAUUUGCGUGAGUAAUUGUAAACUAUAAUGCAUACAUGCACUGAUACUUCAUUAAAGGGACAUUUUAGGCAACAUAACCACAGCCACUCUGUGUUGUGAUUAUAUUGUCUAUUCUCUCUGGGUUAAUCUCAACACAGCUCUCUCUCUCACCUCCUCUCUCUUCCCUGCCAGGGGAGUCGGAGCAGGAUGUAACGAGUAGGCAUAUGCAAUUCGUUUUGUUCCGAAUGUAAAUUCGAACGAAUUUCAGCAAUUCAGACAUUCUGAUAGGGUUAGGAGUAGGGUUGGGCUUAGGGGUAGGGAAUUGCCGAAGUCCCUAAUUGCCAAAGUCACGAAUUUCGGAACUGCAGAAUUGCCAAAGUCCCAAAUUUCGGAAGUGCCAAACCUAAUUGCCGAAGUCCCAAAUUGCCGAAGUCACGAAAUUCGGAAGUGCUGGACCGAACCAAAUUUUUUGCCCAUGCACAUCCCUAGUAACAAGUAAUCACCUACUUUCAGGACGACAGCUACAUGGGGGAACAGCUGAUUUUUCAGGGGCCAAAUCCAGUGCACUGAUAGAGAGCCAUUCCAUGGAUCAAAGGCCAUUACUGUGAGGGCAUCUCAGAAGACCCCUCAAACUAGUGCAACUUGAGGCUGUUGCACAGGAUGCACUUUUAGUAGCUCUAUGUUAAGGCACACUGCUGAAAAUUUUAAAAAGCAGAUGUCCCAGGAGGCUCAAACUCCUGCGAGAUGCCACGUAUUGAAAGUGUUGAUGACUCUGACCUGAUCUGUCAGUAUAAGGUGAAAAGAUAGUUACAUCAAAAGUAACUCUAGAGAAGAUUGUGAUUACAAAUAGGAGAUACAAAGUUCAAAUGAUGAUAACUAAAUAUGUACAUUUUCUAACAAGUCAAUGUUCACAUAUUAGACUUCUUUUUAGGUUAUCUUCAUUGUUAAUAUUUUUUGGUGGGGCAAGGGGAUAUUGAUAAUCCCUAGUACUGCAAAGGACACAGCUCAUAGAAACAUAGAAACAUAGAAUGUGACGGCAGAUAAGAACCAUUCGGCCCAUCUAGUCUGCCCAAUUUUCUAAAUACUUUCAUUAGUCCCUAGCCUUAUCUUAUAGUUAGGAUAGCCUUAUGCCUAUACCACGCAUGCUUAAACUCCAUUACUGUGUUAACCUCUACCACUUCAGCUGGAAGGCUAUUCCAUGCAUUCACUACCCUCUCAGUUAAGUAAUACUUCCUGAUAUUAUUUUUAAACCUUUGUCCCUCUAAUUUAAGACUAUGUCAUCUUGUUGUGGUAGUUUUUCUUCUUUUAAAUAUAGUCUCCUCCUUUACUAUGUUGAUUCCCUUUAUAUAUUUAGAUGUUUCUAUCAUAUCCCCCCUGUCUCGUCUUUCCUCCAAGCUAUACAUGUUAAGAUCCUUUAAUCUUUCCUGGUAAGUUUUAUCCAUGAACCAGUUUAGUAGCCCUCCUCUGAACCCUCUCUAAGGUAUCAAUAUCCUUCUGAAGAUACGGUCUCCAGUACUGUGUACAAUACUCCAAGUGAGGUCUCACCAGUGUUCUGUACAAUGGCAUGAGCACUUCCCUCUUUCUAUUGCUAAUACCUCUCCCUAUACAACCAAGCAUUCUGCUAGCAUUUCCUGCUGCUCUAUUACAUUAUCAUCAGAAAUAAUCACCCCUAAAUCCCUUUUCUCAGAUGUUGAGGUUAGGACUCUAUCAAAUAUUCUGUACUCUGCCCUUGGGUUUUUACGUCCAAGAUGCAUUAUCUUGCACUUAUCCACAUUAAAUGUCAGUUACCACAACUCUGACCAUUUUUCUAGUUUACCUAAAUAAUUUGCCAUUUGGCUUAUCCCUCCUGGAACAUCAACCCUGUUACAUAUCUUAGUAUCAUCAGCAAAAGACAUACCUUACCAUCAAGACCUUCUGCAAUAUCACUAAUACAAAUAUUAAAGAGAAUGGGUCCAAGUACAGAUCCCUGAGGUACCCCACUGGUGACAAGCCCAAGCUUCGAAUAUACUCCAUUGACUACAACCCUCUGUUGCCUGUCACUUAGCCACUGCCUUACCCAUUCAACAAUAUUGGAAUCCAAACUUAAAGAUUGCAGUUUAUUAAUAAACCUUCUAUGUGCAACAAUGUCAAAAGCCUUACUGAAAUCUAGGUAAGCAAUGUCUACUGCACCACCCUGAUCUAUAAUUUUAGUUACCCAAUCAAAAAAAUCAAUAAGAUUAGUUUGGCAUGAUCUCAUGUGUUUUUAGAUGUUCAUCAAUCCUAUCCUUUAACAUGGUUUCCAUCACUUUCCCCACUACUGAAGUAAGGCUUACUGGCCUAUAGUUGCCCGACUCCUCCCUAUUACCUUUCUUGUAAAUGGGCACAACAGUCGCUAACUUCCAAUCUUCUGGGACUACUCCUGUUAACAAUGAUUGGUUAAAUAAAUCUGUUAAUGGUUUUGCUAGUACACCACUAAGCUCUUUUAAUAGCUUUGGGUGUAUUCCAUCAGGUCCCAUUGACUUAUUUGUCUUUACUUUUGACAGUUGAAAUAGAACCUCUUCCUCUGUAAACUCACGUGUAAUAAAUGACUCAUUUAUCCUUUUUCUCAACUGAGGUCCCUUUCCUUCAUUUUCAUCUGUAAAUACAGAACAAAAAUAUUCAUUGAGGCAGUCAGCUAGACCUUUAUCCUCUUCUAUAUACCUUCCUUCUUUUGUUUUUAAUCUAACUAAUCCUUGUUUUACUUUUCUUUUCUCAUUUAUGUAUCUAAAAAAUGUUUUAUCCCCCUUUUUUACUGACUGUGCUAUUUUCUCUUCUGUGUGUGAUUUGGAAGCUCUUAUAACUUGCUUAGCCUCUUUCUGACUAAUCUUAUAGAUCAUUUUGUCUUCCUCAUUCUGUUUUUUUUUUAUAAUUCCUGAAUGCUAACUUUUUGUUUUUAACUAUUUGGGCCACAUCUGCGGAGUACCACAGUGGUUUCUUGAAUUUUUUGCUUUUACUGACAAGCCUAAUGCAAUUUUCUGUUGCCUUCAAUAGUGCAACUUUUAAAUAAUCCCAUUUCUCUUGGACUCCAUUUAAAUUGCUCCAGUCUGAUAAUGACUCCUCUACCCAUAUUCUAAUUUUAGAAAAAUCUGCUUUUCUAAAGUCUAAAACUUUUGUUUUUGUGUGGUGUCCCUGUUCUUAUAUUAAACCACACUGACUGAUGAUCACUGGAUCCUAAAUUUUCACCUACAGUAAUAUCUGAUACCAAAUCUCCAUUUGUUAACACUAAAUCUAGUAUGGCCUCUUUACGAGUUGGCUCCUCAACAACUUGUUUUAGAGACAAUCCCAGUAGGGAGUUUAGAAUAUGUGUGCUCCUGGCACAAGUAGCUAAUUUUGUUUUCCAAUUUACAUCAGGAAGAUUAAAGUCACCCAUGAUGAUAACUUCCCCCUUCAUUGUCAUUUUAGCUAUUUCCUCAACUAGUAGAUUAUCUAACUCUUCAAUUUGUCCUGGGGGCCUAUAAAUCACACCUACACGAGUUACUGUGUGAUUACCAAAUUUUAACGUAGCCCAAACGGACUCUAUGUUUGCCUCACUAACUUUUAUUAGGCUAGAUUUUAUGAUAUCCUUCACAUACAAGGCCACCCCUCCCCCUUUAAUGCCUUCCCUAUCUUUCCUAUAUAAAGAGUACCCUGGUAUUGCUAUGUCCCAGUCAUUUUUCUCAUUAUACCAUGUCUCAGUAACAGUGACUAAAUCUACACUAUCAGUUGACAUUAUUGCCACAAGUUCAUGGAUCUUAUUCCCUAAACCGCGAGCAUUUGUAGACAUGACUCUAAGCUUAUAAUUUUUUAACACACUUGCUACAGGCACCUUCUGUCCUUGUUUUGGGGGACAAUUGUGACAAAAGUGGUAAGUGGUGUCCCUGUUCUGUUUUCGGACUGCUUCUAUUUAACAUAUUUAUAAAUGAUCUUGAAAUAGGUAUUGGAAGCCAUGUUUUACUGUUUGCAGAUGACAUACAACUUUGUAAAGUACCUAAGGUGACGUGGGGAGCAGUUCAACCCAUAGGAAACAUGAGAUACGCCUUGUUGCAUAUUCCAUCACUGAAAGAGUAGAUGGAGGGGACAAUGCACAUAUAAGGCCCUGUAUCACGUAGACCUACACCAUACUCACCUUACGAUGUUACUGAUACACACACCAAUAAUGCAGUGAGAAAACCUACAUACGAGACUCAACAAUACGCGAACCGCAGGCUCUGCCACAAGGAUUGGCGACAAUACCCAUAGCCAAGCAUAUCAGCGAAACAAAGACUAGGGCAUCUCCCACACAAACUACUAGCCAACACACGGAAACUAUUUCCCACAAUAAUAGACCAGAGUAAGAUUCUGACCCGAAAAGCAACGCAUAGACAAGCAGGUGAAUCUCUGCUACAUAUAUUACUAGUAACGAAACAUGACCCAAUGAACACCACCACAUCCGCAUGGCAAUGCAUACCCAACAACACCAAUGUGGACCUGCGAGUCCGAACUAAGUAAGCCGCCUUACUUACAAACACUUAGAUAUUCCUUCAGUCUGUACACAUAGCAUAUUGUUGAACUGUAUAAAUACUAUGAUUGCGGAGACCUGCGAGUCUCAAUGUUACACUCAGAUACCCUACGCAACUAACAAAACCACGCUUUGAGAAACAAAAACAAAAAAAUUAUAAUAAAACAAAAAAAGCCCCAGUAGUUUAAAUGUUUGAAACACCGUAUAAGGAUACUGGUUAUGACUUGUAUCACACCUGAUUUAUUGUACAAUGGUAAAAUAUUGUAAAGUUGUAAAGCUGUAACUUUAAACUCUUGCAUAAUAAAGAGAUUUACAAAAAAAAAACUUUGUAAAGUAAUAAAAUGUAAGCAGGAUAUUGCUUUACUGCAGAGAGAUUUGGAUAGAUUGGGGGACUGGGCACUAAAAUGGCAGAUUAAAUUUAAUGUAGAGAAAUUAAAAAGGUAUGCACUUCAGGGUCAAGGAUGCACAAGCAAUUUACACCCUGAAUGGUAGUGAAUUAGGGAAAAUAACACACGAGAAGGAUUUGGGAAUUGUUACAGACAACAAAUUAGGCAGCAAUAUAAAAAGACAACACCUUGAAUAUGCUGUGCAAUUUUGGGCACUUGUUCUAAAGAAGGAUAUCAUGGCACUAGAAAAAGUGCAGAGACAACCUACAAAAUUGGUAAAAGAAAUGGAGCACUUUAGUUACGAAGAAAGGUUAAAAAAUUGAAAUCUCUUUAGUUUGGAAAAACGGCGCCUCAGAGUUAGAAUUUCCUAAACAAAGCACAAUUGACCUUGGUGACAUCUUUCAAUACAGUAGUCUUUACGUCCACUAUAACCUGAACAUUCAAUGACUUGGACUUCCACAGUCAGGGACUAAAUGUCUGGAUCAGGGAGAGUGGCUUUUUUAGGGGUUGCUUCUAAAUUAUUAUCAUUAAUUCUUUGGAGGUAAUUCUUUUUUUUUUUUCUUCCCUAAUUCAGACAGUACCAGCCAAAAUAUUUUCCAAAUACUUCAUUGUUUAAGGCUUUGGUAGAGAGUCGUCAUCAAUAGUGUAUUCCCUCCUCCUGUCUCUCCCUUAACUUAAUCCUAAUUUAACCUAUAUUUUUAAAAUUAUCACCUGGUUCUUAACAUUCUUUAAUUCAAUCCUGUAAGAGUCUGUAUCUCAGCCAAUAAAAUGAAUAAAGGGAGGGGGUUAACACCUCUUUUUUUAGGGAAUAAAUUUCUCAACCCACAUUCAUUCAUCAGUCAGUCAUACGUUUUCUUGGUACAGUAGUGAUAUCUCAAUGGAGGUAAUUCUUUAAUCCCAGCCCAACUAACUGCUAGUAAUACAUCUUAUUGUCCAUAUAUUACUAUUGCUACCUCUCCAUGUUUGAUUUUGUCAUGUUACCUGAUUUAGGGUUCUAUCAGCUUCCUGACUAUUGUGUAUAUGGCUGAUGAUGUUUCUCAUUAUAAAAAGCCACUACCAACAAGUACUUCCAAAAUACUUUCCAAGGGGUUGUUUAAACUAGGAAACAUGGACAAUUGACAUAGGAAUGAAAAAAGCUAAAUUAGCCAAACUGACAGAAAUUCUCCACCAUGACUAGUCUGACCAUACAUUUGUAAUUCCCUUUUUUUUAACCAGAAUUUGCCCAGAAUGUGUAAAUUCUGCACAAUUCCUGAUUUAGGCAAUGACCUUGGAACCCCAUCAAUGCUCUCAUGACAUAGAUACCUCACACCCUUUCCCUCAGGAGCUUGCUGAAUUCCUGGGCUGUAUCAUUCCUCCUGCGUGCAAAUAGGGGAGGGGUUACCUAUGGGUACUUUAGUUAGGAGGAGUCUCUGAGCUGUAUAUUUUAAUAAGUACCUAAUACUGGACUGCAUCCAGGAGCAGAAACAUUAAAUGUAAGGGCUAGUCAGGACAUUGUCCCUCAGUCACCAAAGGAUACUUUUCCAUUCAGUCAUACAGUAUCCUGAUCACCAUCAUGGGUAUGUUUCAAUUCACAAGCAUUCUUAAUCCAGCUUUCACCUAAUUAAUGUUGUAUGAGAUUGUUAGGAAGUAUGAAAUAUGUAACUGUUUACUGCUUGUCACCUGCCCACUGGGAAACUGUGUGACUGAGCUACAAGUGAGCAGCUAUUUUCUUACAGGGACUUGUAUGCAUCCUGUUGGUUAUGUACAUCGCAUUUACUGUAAAUAACGUGUGUGUUGCAUGGGCAAAAAAUGCUGCAUCAAAGACAACAGAGAUUCAAUCAGGGUGCUAGGUUUUAUAGACGUUAUUUAAGUAGACGUGAAGCUCACACAAGAAAUGUUUGUUUUUUUAGCUUGUAUAUACAAAUUAAAUGAUAUAUACUUUAUUUUAUUUAUGUGGAGGUGAGGGGUGCCAGUUUAUUAGAGAGAUGCUUAACACUGUCCCCCAAACUAUCAGUUGCAGCAGGUUUGUUAAAUCUGCCAUGUAGACAUUAUAUGGCAGCUACUUAUUACAGGGCUGUACUUUUCAUGUGCUGUCCAUCAGACGGUGAUACUCAUUUAGGUGAAUCUAGCAAAGCUGGAGUGUCCAUCCGUUAAAACAAGAAUGCCUAUGAUCAUUAACAGGAUUAUUCACUAAAGUGAGAACUCAAAGUGAAUUUCAAACUCAGUGUAACAAUUGACGAACUGGAAACAUUUAAGUCAGUUAAGCUAUGCUUCCAGUUUGAAUACUUUGUCAUUCUUGGUAAUUAUUAAAUUAUAUUUAAUUAUUGUUUUUUUGUUUCUAUAAAGAACUUUUCUGUUUCUGUCUAUGGGAAAAUUGAUAAACAGUUACCAAAUGAAAAGAUUAUGAACAUGUGGCGUCACAAAUACUUUGUUUAUUAAUUACUUAUUACAGUACUGGCUAAGUUUAGAUCUGCUGUGCUCAUUGCAUGUCAAUUAAGUAAUAAGCUACAUGCCAGGACUUUUAAAAUUAUCAUUCUGGUUUAAAGUAAUGAAUUGGAAAAAAAUCUUCUCCAAAAAAGGAGAUUUUAUAAUGUGAAUUCCAAAAAGGACAGCGAUAUAAUUCUGAUUUAAUAGAAUUCUUAUAGAUGUCAGAUAUAACCACUUAAUGUUAUAUUAAUUCUAGUCAUUUUUGGUAUGGCUUGCUGUGAUGUGAUGUCAUUGUAAUGUUACUUUCCAAAAAGCUAAUUUCAGUUAUUUAGUGCAGUAAUAGAGAGCUUACAUAUUGUUAUUAUUUUUUUUUUAUUAAUAUUUAUAGCGCCAAAAAUUAUAGAAUGAGAAUAUUUGACAAGUAUUAACAGAGGCAAGAAGGGAAGAAAGCCCUGCUCAAACAAUCUUUCAAUCUACGACGAAGGGGUAAAGAAGCACAAGAGGAAUAAAAGCAUGUCAGAGGGGAAGAGGGGACUGAAAGAUAAGAUAUCUGUGUCACAAUAAGCUAGUAUUAGUGGUGUGUGGAGCAAGUGAACAGUGGAAGGAGGGAGAGUGAGCUCGGCUAUAGCGGCAGGGGAAGUGAGGAAGACAAUUGGCUGUGCAAGAAUGAGCAGAUAUCAGGAGAAGGUUGCUUUCAGGGUGAUGUGAACAAGAAGGAGUGUUUUUGUUAAGUAAAAAGGAAAUAUAGUGAAGAAUGGAAUUAUUGAGGGCUUUGUAGGUAAAUGUUAGAAGUUACAGAAGAGUACAGGAAUCCACCAUAAAGAUUGGCAAAGGGUGUGAUGUGGGGGUAAUGUUCAGUCAGACAUUUGAGUCUGGUGACAGCAUUCAUUACAGACUAAAGAGAGGCAAUGCAGGUUUUUAGAAUUGCUGGCGUCAAGUCAGGAAAUUAUGAGUGCAUGUACAGGUGCCUUAGUUAUAUCUUGAGUUUAAAAAAGGUGAAUGUGGGCAAUAGUUUUAAGGUGGAAGUUACAGGAUUUGAAGAUCAACUGAAUGUGAGACAAAAAGGUUAGACCCGAGACAUGGUAACUCCAAGGCAGGAAGCAUGAUUACCCCACGUUAAUAGGUGUCAUGUUGAUGUGCAGGGAGAUAGAUGGAGAAGGGCUAUUUGACAGUGGGAAAAUGAGGAGUUCUGUUUUAGAUAGAUUAGGUCUUAGAUAAUGGGAAAACACUCAGUUAUAGAUGAGACAGUUUGUGACACAUUCUAGGAGGUGUCACCAGAGAAGGAGAAAUUAAAUGGGUGUUCAGAAUAAUAGGAUGAAAAUCAAGAAAGUACAGUGUCACUGAGUCCACGAUUGUGGAGAGUUUGAAGAAGAAGAGAGUGGUCAACAGUAUCAAAGGCAGCAGAGAAGUCGUGAAGACUUAAGAGAGACUAAUAAACAUUAGAGUUAAGUCAUUAUUCACUUUGGCAAGGGCAGUUUCAGUAUAAUGGAGGAAGGAAGAUUGAAGAAGGUCAAGGAGAGAUUUUAUAUUGACAGAGAGAGGUUGUAAAUUUAUAUAUAUAUAAUCCCAGAUCCCAGCACUCAAGGUUCCCAGUCUUUUCGUGCUCCGGUGCAAACAAUCUCCAAGCAGUAUAUAGUAUCCAAGAAGAGAGCACUCUGGAGUCUUAUAAUUUAAAAAGUAAAUGCUGCUUUAUUGUGCUAUUAUUAUAUUAUUAUUAUUUACUUUAAGUUAUAAGACUCCAGAGUGCUCUCUUCCUGGAUACUAUAUAUAUAUAUAUUUUUUUUUUAGUUUUUAUUGACAAACUUUGUGCAUUACAGAGCGUAGUCAGAAAUAAUAGAUUGCAUCACACGUCACGAAAGGCAUACAUUAAUAUAGAGAUAACAAUGAUCCAAUGCUCCUGUAUUCUAGAUAGGGAUGUCACGUACAAUGAGAUAAAGUAUCAAAAGUGGUUGUAAAUUUGUGUUAGAGAUAGGACUACGAAAAAGAGAUUAGAUAAUUUAAGUAUCCCUGUAAAUAUUACAAUAGAGGUUGUGUUAUUGGUAGACCUAAACUCGCACCAAUGUACAUGAAAAGUUUCAGAAUGAAAUUAGAUUAAGUAAUCAAGAUAGUUACUUGUUGCAUAGAGACGAAGACUAAGAAGGUAAAUGCCUAGUCUAUAGAGGCUUGUUUUGUAGCUUCAUGUAUAUAUGAAAAGGGAAUUUGUAUUAGAAGCAGCAACUCCUGGCAUAUUAUUCUGCCGGGAGCUGUGAUGAGAAGAUGGUGGCCCUGAUGACAGAAGAGUUCCAGGAACAUUUCACCUAUUUAUACUGCUUCUCAAGACUCAUUUAUUCACCAGAAAUGUCACCAUUGUGUAUGUCUGCCCCAUAUGCAAUAUCCACAACUGUAACAGCAAACUUUAAGAAAGACACUAUCUGGUACUGAUGUCCAUAGCUAACCAAAGGAGAGUGGGCACAUAACUGCUGACAAUUCCUAUGUAAAUAAAAUUAUUUUUGUCUGUAAAAGACUAUUAUUUUUUUCCCAAAGAUGCCAAAAUCUGAUAUCUUUUGCCAUUCAUUUUCAAACACCUAGAUUCCAUUUACUUAAUGUUGAUGUCCUCAUUUUGGUUUAUAUGAUUUUAGUAAUGGUUCAUGUAUCAGGGAAAAAUGGAGAGGCAGAUUUGUAUAUUUCCCCAAGGAUGAUGAACUCCUAGUUAAUAACCGACAAAAUAACUAGCAUAAGACUAAAGUUAUUUUUUAUAGGAUAUAUUAUUCUGUAUAUAUUGUUUUUAUGGUUCUGUUAUACUGUUUUGUAAGUAUUAAUGUAAAUGUAGUUAAUCAAUAAAUUAUGCAAUAUUGUAUUAUGUGUCAAGUUGUGAUGCAUACUAAAUGUACCAAACAAUGUUUUAAAUUCAAGCAUUUUAUCUGGUUUUGUUAUAUAACAGGACCAAAUGUUUCAAUAUGGUGCAUCUAGAUUAGAAUAGCAUUUACUGCAACAGUUACUAAAGCAACUGACAAUGGCUUUCCCAACAAAAUUAACAAUCUGUGUUAAAGUGUUUACUAUGCAUAUUUGAAAUUCAAUGAACCUUUUAUUACUUCAUUGUUAGAUAACAUUCUAGUGACAUAUAAUAUGCAAACAAUGCACUUUGAUUACUUCAACUUGUGCACAAAUUUCCACAUAAAAUGAUCAUAUACAAAAGAUUAAGUCUCCCUUGACCCUUUUUAAAAUGCUGUCUCAUUUUAUUACUAGGGAUAGUAGUUGCCAUCAGAUAUGGAAAAAAGAAUUUAUGAGAAAUGGACUAUUUAUCACACACAUACAUGUACACGGCAUGAUGGCCAGUGGGCUAAAAAUAAUAUUAAGCAUGGUUAUGGUUAUGGUUCUAUGGUUAUUUUCUUUAUUUUUGAGUAAAAAUAAUAAUUACCUUGUAACUGUUUUGUUAUUUUUGUGCAUAUUAGUAUGUUAUGCUUUUUAUAAUUUGUAGUAAACAUGCUGAUAUGAUGGCAACAGCUUUUCCUAUUCGUUUUUUUAUAUUGAUUUGGUGGAAGUAAUUAUGUCAUGUCAGCUUCCAAAGGAGAACGAAACACAAAGGAAGUAAUGUCAAAUUUAGUCCUCACAGCUGUCCACAGACUAAAUCUCUCAUAAUUGUUUGCUGGCGUAGGGUGAUCAAAUAGGUCUGGGCAUUAUAGUGUGGAUACCACUGUGAGGCCUGAGUUUACUGCACUAUUAGAACCAGAAAGUACAAGACGAUUGGCAAAUGGCCCUUUAAGUGGGGAUAUAUAUAUAUAUAUAUAUAUAUAUAUAUAUAUAUACCAUAAAAAUAGUUUGUGGUGUCAAUAUUUUUAUAGCAGUUCGCCUAUUUCUUUCUUCUAAAACUGUUUGCACUUUCAUUGGUAGCCCUAUAACAUAAAGAUUUAACAUUCCUAGCAUUGGGCAUAAAUAAGAAUUAAACUCCUGCUUAUUAAAUCUUAAUGAAUAUUUUUUGGAUGUACACAAGUACCAUUUUUUUAAAUUUAAACUGCAAUGUCUUGGAGACAAGGGGAGGGCAGGUCCACAAUGCCUCCUUAGUCAUUUAGAAAUGUAAUAGUUUUUAAAUGUCUGAAUACAAGUUCCACCGUUGUUGAGCACGUCACUACCAUCCAGGUGUUGGACCAUUUGCAGCAAAACAUAACCAUAAACCUAUGUGUAUUAGACCAUCCAUGUCUGAAAAGGUUAAUGUGUUAUUUCUGUAAAGCAUCAAGCCCCAUUAAUGCUAUAGUAAAAGUCAAAGCGAACUGUGAAAUCAUUAAUCGGGUGCACAUUUUUGAGUUAUGUCAGCAAUUGAUCAAAAUUAUAUGAACAAUGUUCACUUAAUAUCAGUGCUUUAUUGUUCUUAUUAAAGCAUAAACUAAUAUAACCAAAUCAAUGUACAGAAUCAAUCAAUAGUGGUUACAUAAUUUGCUUUAAACAUACAUUAGUUGUUAAAAGAAUUAGAAAUUAAAAACUGUAUUCCUAACACUACAGUGGUCAUCUGCCCCUCGACCUCCCUGGGCCAUGAAAAGGUUAAAAAGUCUUACUUACACGUAAAGAGACUCUCCAGUGCCAGGAAAACAUAUCCGCUUUCCUGGCACUGCAGGACCCCGCGGUGCCCCUCUCCUUCAGUGACUUGCCGGAGUCCAGUUCCGAUGUACCUUGGCGCUGUCUGAUGUCGGCGGGGGAGACCUAAUGCGCAUGCACGGCAAUGGCCGUGCACACACAUUAGACCUCCCCAUAGGAAAGCAUUAUUCAAUGCUUUCCUAUGGGGGUUUUGGCGACGCUGGAGGUCCUCACAUAGCGUGAGGAUGUCCAGCAUCGUAUAGCACACUUUUCGUGUUCUAAGAACCCAGAAGUUCCUCUAGUGGCUGCCUCAUAUACAGCCACUAGAGGAGGACUUAACCCUGCAAGGUAAUUUUUGCAGUUUGUAAAAACUGCAAUAAUUACACUUGCAGGGUUAAGGGUAGUGGGAGUUGGCACCCAGACUACUCCAAUGGGCAGAAGUGGUCUGGGUGCCUGGAGUGUCCCUUUAACUGAAUGCAUUGUCGCUAUUCCUUGCUAGAUGGGUUUCCUCCGAUUUCAGCGUGAACUCCAUGUGCAUUAGGCUUUACCCAUAGGAAAGCAUUAAUUAAAAUGUUUCCUGUGGGUUAUUGCAAGAUGCUGGACAUCCUCAUGUACAACGUGAGGACGUCCAGCAUCGUUUCACAGAGUUAAACUCUGUGAAACUGGAGGAAACGCCUCUACUGCCUGUCUGGAAAACAGCCACUAGAGGCAGUCUUAACUCUUCAUUAUAAACAUUGAAGUUUCUCUAAAACUGCAGUGUUUUAUAUUGCAGUGUUAAGGGAACUGGGACACUGCACCCAGACCACUUCAAUGAGAUGAAGUGGUCUGGGUGCCUAUAAUGUCCCUUUAAGGAAUUCAGUUUCAAAUUCUGGGUUUCAAUUCUACUUUACAAAUUCACAAUGGAAUAGAAAUAUGGCAAAUUUUCUGUUACAUUAACUAUAAUGCAUUUUAUAAUGCUUAAAUUGUACAGCUGGUAAUGUAAAGAGCAGGUGGCUAGUAGUAGGCUAGGAAAUAGACCUGUGCGAAAUGAAAAAAUGUGAUCCGUGCGAAGAAAUAAAACAUUGUUUUGGGCAAUUUGGGUUUUCUCUAUGUGGAAUUUUGGUUUAGCUGAAUCUUGUCCUUGCGAUCGUUUCUGGAAAAGCUAUUCAGACAAGGCAAAUGGUGCAAAUAUGUGCCUAUUAGUGUAAUUAAUUCAAAAAUAAAAUAAAUAUUAUGUAUAUAUUUUGUAAUACACUGAUAGGGACAUUUUCACAGAUCAAGUGAGAAGUAACCAGCUAAAGGGAAAAAAAAUGGGAACUCUAUAAAAAAAGAAUGUAUUUACACCCUGUUCCAAACAGUUUUUUUUUUAAAACAUAAACUUACAAUGCACUGUUCCAAAUUAUUACGCACAGUAAGUUUCAAAACACUUUAUAGGUUGUAAAGAACUAAAAAUUGUCAUUUGUUGUGUUUGCAGCAUAUUUACUAAAAUCAAAAGCUAUUUCAAUCAAACUUAUAACAACAUUUUAACUUUUUAAACAUUUUAACAGGUCACCUUACAUUUUAACAUAGGACCCCUUAUUUGAUAGCAGCUUCACAAGUCUUGCAUCCAUUGUGAGUUUUUGGACAGUUUCUGCUUGAAUUUGUUUGCAAGAUGUCAGAAUAGCCUCCCAGAGCUGCUGAUUGGAUGUAAACUGCUUCCCACCCACAUAGAUCUUUUGCUUGAGGAUGAUCCAAAGGUUCUCUAUAGGAUUGAGGUCAGGAGAGGAUGGAGGCCACACCAUGACUUUCUCUCCUUUUAUCCCCUUAGCAGCCAUUGAUGCAGAGGUAUUCUUUGCAGCAUGAGAUGGUGCAAUGUCAUGCAUGAAGAUGAUUUUAUUACGGAAAGCAUAGUUCUUCCUUCUGUAGCAGGGAAGAAAGUGGUCAGUCAGAAACUCCACAUACUUUGCAGAGGUCAUAGUUACACCUUCAGGGACCCUAAAGGGGCUGACCAGCUCUCUUCCCAUGAUUCAGGCCCAAAACAUGACUCCACCACCGCCUUGCUGACGUCGAAGCCUUGUUGGAACAGGGUGGCCAUCCACCAACCAUCCACUACUCCAUCCAUCUGGACCAUCCAGAGUUUGCUCGGCACUCAUCAGUGAACAGGACUGAUUGAAAAUUAGUCUUCAUGUAUUUUUCUGCCCAAUGCAGCUGUUUCUGCUUUUGAGCAUUAGUUAGUGGUGGCCGAAUAGAAGGUUUAUGCACAGUUGCAAGACUCUGGAGGAUUCUACACCUUGAUGUCCGUGGGACUCCAGAGGCACCAGCAGCUUCAAAUAUCUGUUUGCUGCUAUGUAAUGGUAUUUUAGCAGCUGCUCUCUUGAUCCAAUGCAUGGAUCUGGCAGAAAUCCUCCUCAAUGUGCCUUUAUCUGCAUGAACCCGUCUGUGCUCUGAAUCAGCCAAAAAUCUCUUAAUAGUGCGAUGAUCACGCUUAAGUUUUCGUGAAAUAUCUAAUGUUUUCAUACCUCAUCCAAGGCAUUGAACUAUUUCAUUCUUUUCAGCAGCAGAGAGAUCCUUUUUCGUCCCCAUAUUGCAUGAAAAUGGUGCUCUGCUUAAUAAUGUGGAACACCCUCCUUUAGUAGUUUUUCCUUAAACUGGGCUCACCUGGCAAUCUAAUUAUCACAGGUGUCCGAGAUUGUUUACAGUGAUCAAAAGAACCCUGAGACACAAUGCCAUCCAUGAGUUAAACUGAAAAACUAAAUAUUUAAUCUUUGUGACACUUAAAUAGAAUUUGCAUAGGAAAUAGGCCCACUUAUUAAAUUAAAAUCAAUAUUCUCUAAAGAAAAAGUGAAAAAAUAAAAAAUAAAAUUGUAUAAUUAAUAACCAAAUGGUUGUAGAAUUAGAGAUGAAACCCAGUUUCACCCAAUAACCCAAUUAUAAACAGCCAGUCUCUCCCUGGAAGUUUAACUUCCAUCACAAUAUCACAGACACUUUUCUACCUUUAGAUAUACGUAGCAAAAACAAAACUGUGUUUCAUCUCUAAUUCUACAACCAUUUGGUUAUUAAUUAUACAAUGUUCUUUUUUCUUUUUCUUUCUUCACUUUUUCUUUAGAGAAUAUUGAUUAGAUUUUAAUAAGUGGGCCUAUUUCCUACACUAUCUCACCUUGUAACACAAUGUUUUUAAUGACAAUAUUAAAUGUUAUGUUUUAGAAAUCAUAAAAUAAUAUUGAUAUAUAUAUAUUUUUUUUUAUUAUUAUUAUUUUUAUUUUAUUUUUUUACUGAUACUCCUUUCUUCCCCUUUAUUGAUCACUUCUCUCUAGAUUGGUGAAUACAUUGAACAUUUGGAAGCUUUCCCCUAAUCAUAGUUCAUCUUUUUCCUCCAUCAAUCGUCUUUUUGUGGCGACACAGACUAAAUUCUGAAUCACGGCUCAGUUUGUCCGGUUUUGUUUGUUUUGUGAUUUGUCUAUGUAGCAUUUAGUUGGGAAUUUUUGACAAAUUUCUGAUUGUUUGAAAAUCUGUCAAAUUGGGAUUCAGUUAAAAAAGGAAUGCAUAAGUUGAUAUCACUAUGCAGGUAACUAGUGUUGGUCCAGGGUGUCAGCCAAUCAAAACUUGGCUCCCCAAGAUACAUCACUAGACAGCUGAAAACGCCUUACAUUAUGCAGGCAAGACAGCAUUAGAACACAGGGAGGAUACGUGGUAGGAUAGCAAUAGAUCAUUUUUCUGCUCAGUUAUUUUAGCUAUAGACAUCAGUUCCUGGUUUUGUGCAUUGCCCUGUUUUUGUUUGUACACAUGAAUACAUCCACCUUAUAUAAUGUAAAAUGAGGCUUUAAGCUAACCAUCUAUUAGUGACAUGACUAUGACUUUCCAUUGAAAUUCAACAGAUGUUCUUAGGAUUUUAUAAUAAUCCUGAUAUUAUUUCAGUUGUAGGAGGGAGCUAUUAAAGAAGGACUAAAUAAAUAGAAUGAAGCCAAAUUUACUUGUUUUCUUCUCUUUCCAGGGAGCAGCGAAAGGUCAAAGGUUGGUACAUUACUUGUGUUGUAUUAACAUUAAUAAACCUACUCAGUAAUGGCUUUGUACUCUCCCAGUGAAUUGUAAUCCUGGUCCCACCGGCAAGCAGAGGUGGACAAUCUAUUCAUUGUCAUCAUGAUAAAUCAGAAAGUAAUUGUAACAUGAUAACUGGUUAAAUGGAAGACAUCCUACUCUACUUCACUGGGAAGAAAAACACUUACUGCAUAUUUGGCUUUGUUGUAAAAAUUGUACAGGUUACAGCCAUCGAGGGAAAGCACAGCAAAAGAGACUUUUAUAAAAUAAUCUAAAAUACUUUGUUUGAAAUAGUUUGUCAUGAGACGUACUUAAGCAAGAUAUGUUUGCUUAUGUAUAUUUAAAGAAGUGAUGACUAACUGUUUAUUGAAGCAAGUAUUGACUGACUGAUGCGUAAUGCACUCCUUCACAAAAAGUGCAAUAGGUAACUAGAAAAGUCAUGUAGCAGAGGUAGUGCAAGCCUUAUUAACAUAGAGUGGAGGCAUGACAGAAACUUAAAAAAAAAGUAUAAAUAUAUUUUUUUAUAUCAUUUAAUUUAUUAAGCUUUUGCCAAAGAAAAUAUAGAAAGCCAUGUAAUAUAGCAACAACGUGAAUAAAAGUAAAGGCACAUAGAAUGCAUUGAAAAUACCCAAUCAAAGAAUGCAGUAUAAGUGAGUAUCAGCAUUUAAUGAGCAUUUACGCAACACUUCAAGUACCAUAACCCCUACAGUGAGUAGUCAAACCAUUUUAGAAGGGUUUGACUUCUACCAGGGGUUCAUCAGGCACUACUCCCUUCCUUCUCUCAGUUGGAUGCUCUCCGCUUUCAAGCUAAACUUGGAACCUUGAGGUGCAGGGCUUAGUUCGUUGUCUGAGAGCAAUCAGCUGACACUCCCACUCUUCUGGAGUGUGAUAGGAGGCAGUGGCCGGUACUUAGCAGAUCCCCAGGUAAGAAGUCAAAGUGUUACACCACACUGCUUGGAGUGUUCCUGUAACAAGAUGCUACAUCAAUGAAAGGGUAGCAUAAAUUGGAAAAAAACUAGCAGUAGGUGAGUUAGGAAUGUAAGGAUUUGUAAGAUGUGCAUAUGGAUAUCCUGAAAUACAAAUAAGUAAAAUAACUUUGAAGAUGGAAGAAACAUCCUUGAAUAAAAAACUAGCAGGACACACAUUCAACAUUAAUUAUCCAGUAUGAUGGUCUAUAUUAUCUGGUGCAAUAUAAUUUAAAUAAAUGAAUACAUUAUUUUGGUUGGUAUUUUUCUGAAAAUACAUAAAACAACAUUAUUUACUAGGGUGACUGAUUUAAAAAAAAAAAACAAACACAAAAAAUGUGAUGGCCCAGCUUUAAAAGACGCAUCGUGCAGGUAGCUACCAAUAGUUUGCAGAACAUUAUUGUAUGAUUAAAAAUGUUUUUUUAUUUCCUUCUAGCUAAGCUGUUUUGGUUAUCCCUUGAGUAUCUUCUUCAUUGUCAUCAAUGAGUUCUGUGAGAGGUUCUCCUACUAUGGAAUGCGAGGUACUUUUAUCAUGUUUUUUUUUUUUUUUGUCUAACAAAGACUACGAGCUGUUUGUCAAGCUCAAUUCUACAUAACAGUACUUAAAGUGGAUCAAUAAACAGGGACAUUCACUCUGGUUCUACAGUGACUGCUUCACUAUUAACUCCACUAUUGUCCAUUAAUAUUAACUCUAAUUUCUAACCCCUUAUCUUUCAUAUAGCGGUGCUGGUUUUGUACUUCAAAUAUUUCAUACUGUGGGACGAUAACCUAUCCACUGUCAUUUACCAUACAUUUGUUGCUGUCUGCUACUUGACACCAAUCCUUGGGGCUAUCAUUGCUGACUCCUGGCUGGGGAAAUUCAAGUAAGGCUUUAUGGAACAUCUGAGAAAAAAUAUUUUUUGGUUUCAAAUAUUAAGCAACAUCAAAAUAAUCAUUUGGAAUAUUAUUUGAUGUUUUGUGUAUUUAUAGCCAAUGUUUGACAUGAUAGUCUGCAGGUAGUGGCUUCAUUGUUCAAUUGACGAAGAUUUAAAGUUAUCAGAACCUUACAUUUGAGUCAGGUAACAGAUCAGAUACUUUUGCUUAAAUAUGUCAAUGCAUUAACAUUUGCAGCAGUAGAGGAUAUCAUAUCAUGUAGAUGAUUACUACAAUAUAGCAGGAAUGUGGAAUUUCGCUCAAACCCAUUUGAAAUGUAUCCAGGUGCACCAGACCAGUCCCAGUACCAGGAACCAAAUAUUUGAUGAGGUAUAAUAGAAGAGAAGUCCAGGGCACUCUCAGGAUACAAAAAGGCAAAUUUAUUGAACCCAUUGCAACGUUUCGACCUACACGUUCUUUGUCAAGAUGUAGAUGAUUAUUACAACAUUUUUCAAAAGGCAUAAAUGUCCUAUCAGACAUUUUAUGCCAGAAACUCAUCGACUAGCCUUUGUGCAACUUAUUUUAUGUUGGAAUUUAGCACAAUUAUCUAGCACAAAAAUAAAAAAGCAUUUCUGGCUAUGUGUUGUACAAACUCAUUAGCAUAUGAUGUAGUUGAAAGCCAGUUAUCUCUGGUGUCAUGUUCAAGUUAGUUACUCACAGACGUAGGUUGCCCAGAGGUUUUGCUAUAGGGCGGGAGUGAGAGGAGGACUGACUCCGUUUGUAGCCCAGAGUGGAGUCCUGAAAAAUCCCUGGUCUAAUUAAGGCCAUUUCAUUGUUUGACCCAAGUCCCGUGUAAUUCUGAGAGGGAAAUAACAUGUCCAGUUAGAUGGUUUUUAAUUUUUUUUUAAAUGUUGUAUUUUUGCAGUGCUUAAGAUCGUUACAUACAAGCCUGAGGUACCCCAGCGGCAAUCCUCACGCACAACUUCACAUUGUACAUUUGGGGUAGUAGAGCAAACGUGCACAAUUUUAUAUUAAAACAAGGUUGAACGAUAGAUUCUGAACGGUUAGAUGUGUUUUGUUUUUCAAGCUAGCAAGGUACACAAGUCAAGUUAUUGUCCAGGAGCAUAGCAUCAGGGUGGAACCUGGCUUGUGUAUGAGGGGUUAAACAUAUAAUAGUGACUAUUAGGCUCAAACAUGUCUUAUCUAUACUAAAUAUAUGCAAGAUAAAGUAUCCACUUGGGCACGGUGUAAUGCUAUGGGUUUUAGUAUACUGCCUUUCGGAGUAUGUGCUAGGGUAUAGGGGGGAUGGGCAGAUGAAGAACAAACAGAAGCAUAGAUCAAAAUCGUGGGCGUAUCAGCUGUGUCUGGAGUUCAUCAUCAGGAUCUGACUUGUGGUGAGCCAUGCCGGCUUUAUCUGAUACCCUGAAGAGGCCAGUAUGAAGUGUGGCAUCGAGGGUCUGUUUGCAAAGCUGUGUUGCCGCCUCAGAGCGGGUCUCCCCUCCAGCCCUGGGCCUGGUUGAGGGCCUGCAUCUGGAUACCACAGUCUUGGUGACUCAGUGGAGCCAAGACUUUCCCCCGCAGUGGACAAACUGACGGUCGGGGUGUUAGCCUCUGCUGUCGAGGGACAAUCCACAGCCCGUGUGGAUGAUGCGGUAAGGCUAUACCUCGGGUGGCAUCUCGGCCCAGGCGGUCAAACCUGUGCUUUGGUGCAUGCUGUAGUUGUUGUCUCACCUGGGUGGUGUCCGCUUUGGCAGCAAGUGUCUUUGUUUGGAGGUCCUCUGUGUGAACCCGCGGGUCAUCCUGCGUGCUUUGAGUUGCAACCAGAACCUUUGGAAUAGUUCCUCGUGUCGCUGUAAGGUGGAUUCAGUGGAGCUGUGAUGUGGCUGCCCGAUUAGGCCCUUGUCCUUGGGGUCAGGCAGCGUGUCAGGUGCCAUUUUGAGUGGUGUAGGCUGAGUGUCCAUUCUGAGUGGAAAGCUACAGUAUUUGCUUAAAGCUGCCCAGUGGAGAGCGGGUUAACCCCCACCGGUCCAAGGGGUGGGAGUGGGAGCAGAGUAGGUCCACUUGACGUACCAUCUGGUGGGGAAGUCGGCCACCCUUCUCCCGCCUAGCAGUCUGCAGGCCUCGAUAAGCCUCCGCAGCUCCUGGUAGCGUAGGCAGGCACCAGGGUGACGUAUCCGCUGAUUUGUUUCUGCCUUCGCUGUGUAGCUAGCCUGGUGUGGUAGCAGUUUCUGGAGUUUAGCCAGGGUUUUUUGUCUUAAAUUAGAAUAGUGCGUGGGAGCCCUUGCAGCACGCGUCCGAUCACCACAGAGAACAGGCUCCGUCACUGUCCAGUUAGAUGUUUUGUGUCAGUGCCACUCUAAUACACCAUAAUUGAAGUUAAUUAUAUAGCACUGUGUGGUAUCGCUAAGGUUACAGUGUUUUAAUGCAGAAAGUUGUAUUGUUAGUAGUUAACACUUUGUGACCUGGAAUUAAUAUGACAGGUGUGGAGUUUAUAAACAAAUGGUCAUAUAAUACAUAUAAUAUAAUAUAAUAAUAAUAAAUUCAUACAAAGAUUUAGUGUCACAAUGUGAUUCAUAGAACUUGUUUAGAAUUGGACUUUGUGCAUGGUAUAGGGCUGGUUUUAGGAUGGGUUUAUUUCACUAUGUGGGAGGAGCUAUAACAUUUACGUACACACAGCAUCUGAAGAUGGUUGCUCGGCAUGGUAAGUGAAGUCAGUUACGUAUAUAGUUAUGGUUUGGAAGUAUGCUACACUCACUGUUAGCUAUGAAAUUUCAGUUAAGGCUGAGGUUACCAAUUAGGAUUAGGGAUUGACAUUACAGAGCAAGAUUAACGUGUUAGAAGUGAAUGUAGGAUUAGAAUUACACUUAGGGUUAGAUUGACAUUUGGGGGCUUGGCUAGAAUAAGAUUUAAGAUUAGGCUAGAUUUAUCACUAACCACAACUGUAUCCCUUACCUUAAAACAAAACAUCAUCGCUAGCGGUGCUGUAGCACAUUUACUAACUCUAAUAUUCAGUCUAACUCUAUCUUAACUUACCUUACAUGAUCUUUUUAAAGAGUUCCCUCAGACAAUGUUAGUGCAUGUUUUUGAAAGACCAGUUAGCUGAUUUAGAGAUAACACUAACCGGAGAACAAGACAACAAACAAGAAAAUGGUGCUUUUGUUGCCAAAUAUGCAUAUAAUUAGAUAUUAUCAGUUAUAAAUGUUUAUUGUUAAAAGGCUUGCAAACAAUGCAAACCAAUAGGUAUGUAAAAUAUUAAGUCAAUAAUCAAUUUAUUUACAACUUUGAAAAGCAAAUGUCUUGAAAUAUGAUGAUAAUGAUGUCUUAAUGGGUAUUUCGAAAGUCAUGAUCUUGGCUUGGUGGAGAAAUAUGAUAUACCCAGUAUGAUUCUAUGCAUAUAAUCUACAUACAUCAGUGCAAACUCUUUUAUCUUGUUAAUAAUGAUUGUUCUAAAACGAGGCUAACAAAACAAUGUCUUUGUCUUUUAUAUAACAGAACCAUUGUCUACUUAUCAAUUGUCUAUGCUGUCGGACAGGUUAUCCUAUCCAUAAGUGCAAUCCAUGAUCUAACUGAUGGAAACAGAGAUGGGAUACCAGAUAAUCCUACUGUCCACGUGUAAGAACUAAUUCCUUAAUACUUUUACUAAAUGUAUAUAAUGUAUAUUUUGUUAUGCAUCUCCAUGUUGUUUUAGUUGAUGUUAAUGGGAUUAAGUAAAGGCAAUGUUUACACAUGUGAAGCUGGUGAUGUGCCAGUAGUAAUAUUAAACUUCUUGCCACAGUGCAUUGUCCAUGAUUGGCCUUCUCCUCAUCGCCCUUGGCACUGGUGGAAUCAAACCAUGUGUGUCUGCUUUUGGUGGAGACCAGUUUGAAGAACACCAGGUAUACCAUUAACUGUAAAGGGUCUUAUUUAAUCAGUAUUGAGGUGUGCCUGGAUGGUGCUUUUAAUGAAAAAUGCAGGCAAAGUAACCAGAUUUCAACAAAUUUCACCUGCAUUUUUAAAGUAGGCCAUAAGUCCACUGUAAUUCACUCUUUUACUAGUACAUGUCCUAAUAGAAGGAAUAGGGUACUAACUGACAUAUGUUUAAGAUAUGCUUUUCAAUCUUGCUCUGCAGUACUGCAAAAUGUAAUGCAGUACCAUCAGGGGCUUAUUAGCCGCGAGGCUAACAAGGCAUUUGCCUUGGGCGGCAGUUUUCAGGGGGCGGCAAAAAAAUGCCGCCCCCAAAUGCCCAGGGCAAAUGCCUUGUUAGCCUCGCGGCUAACGGGCAUGCCGGGCGCUGGGCGGCUCUGGCUGGAGGUCGGGCGGGCGGCUGGCGAGGGAGCUCUUCCUCUGACCUGACUGCUCAGCUCCCUCGCGCGCCGCAGAGUGAGGCUGGGAGCUGGAAGAUGACGUCAUUUUUUUUUUAUGUGAGUGUGUGUGUGUUUGUGUCUGACUGUGUGUGUGUGUGUUUGUGUCUGACUGUGUGAUUGUGUGUGUUUGUGUCUGUGUGUGUGUGUUUGUGUCUGACUGUGUGUGUGUCUGACUUAGUGUGUGUCUGACUGUGUGUGUGUGUGUGUUUGUGUCUGACUGUGUGUGUGUGUGUGUGUUUGUGUCUGACUGUGUGUGUGUCUGACUUGAGGUGUGUGUCUGACUGUGUGUGUGUGUGUGUGUCUGACUGUGUGUGUGUCUGACUGUGUGUGUUUGUGUCUGUUUGUGUGUGUGUUUGUGUCUGACUGUGUGUGUGUGUGUGUCUGACUGUGUGUGUGUGUCUGACUGUGUGUGUGUGUGUGAUGUCUGACUGUGUGUGUGUGCCUGUGUGUGUGUGUGUGUGUGCCUGACUGUGUGUGUGUGUUCCUGACUGUGUGUGCCUGGCUGUGUGUGUGUGUGUGACUGUGUGUUUGUGUCUGACUCUGUGUGUGUGUGUCUGACUGUGUGUGUCUGACUGUGUGUGUGUGUCUGACUGUGUGUUUGUCAGAAUGGAUGUAUAGACUUUCUCGUCUAACUACACAAACAGCACUUUUAAAUCUUCACUUUUCUACAUCCUAUAUGCAGCUGCCACCAGAAGAAAGGAAGGGAUAGGGGGAAUAGACUUGUACUUGCCAGUUUCUCAAGCCUAGCAGGACAACCUCAAAUAGAGGAGAUAGCAGAUCUCUGCUUUCAGCCACAAUAAACAGGAAUAUUUCACCAUUUCAUUCCAACACAGCAAAUACAUAUUAACCCAUUAUAUACCUUUAUCAUGCUUCAUCAGUUCUUAUCUGGUAAUCAUAAAACAACAGUUGGUGACAUGGAUUCUAGUAAAGUGGAUCUCCCAACUCUCACUCUCACUUAUAAUUGAAACUCAUUCUUCUUUUAUAUCCCGUUGUAUCUCUGUUCUAGACAUUUAGCUGUGUUUGUGUGUAAAAAGGCCGAAGAAGCAAUAAACUAUAAUAAAAUAUGUCCUUAAAUUACAGUUCAUGUAAUUAGCCUUUAGUUUGUGUAAAUAAAUUGUUUUAAUAUGUAUCUAAUACUAUCGUUCUGCACAUGAUAGAUUGUUUAAAAUGUUAUACAACCCUAUGUCCAACAGCAUUUAGAAACACUCAUGUAAAAUUAUUUCAAUCAUAAAUUAUGCAGGUUUCCUGUAUUUGUUUGCGUUUAUACCAAUAAUGAAAUAUAUUCGCUUAGAAGGAGGAAAUAUUCAAUUAUACACAUCUCUUGCCCUCGAAAAAAAGAUAAAACAAUAUGCAGAACACUAAUGUAAUUAGCAGUGUCAGAAGUAUAACAGGGUUUCUUUUUCAGGACAAACAGAGAAGUCAGUUCUUUUCCAUUUUUUAUCUCUCAAUCAAUGCUGGGAGUCUCUUGUCUACCAUUAUAACUCCAAUUCUAAGAGGUACACAUUUAAUUUGUAGAAUGUAUUUGUUGAAGAAGUGUUUUAAUGGUUUCUAAUAUUUCAGUGUUUUUCACUAUAAGGCAUGGAUAAAGACUUGUAGUAAAAUAUUAAAGGAGGGUGACAUUUGUCCAACUGUUGACAAUCAAAAAAGCUACAAAAGCAUUUAAAGAAGUUAGCUAGCUUGAUGUGUCUCUUUUUUGUCUAUAAUUUUUUUUUCAUUAAUGAAAAUGAAAGUUUUGCACGAUCUGCGUGUCAGCUAAUGGACGCAUCAUGUUUUAGAAUCCUAAAUGUUUAUAAUGAACCAGAGAUAAUGCAUAGUUUAUAAUGGUGCAGCUUAAUGCUUUGCACGAGAACAUCAAGCGUGUCGAAAACAGCUUUGUAUUCCUAACACUGUAGUGUUCCUUUAAUGGUGGUAGUAGAAAUAACUACUGCUAACUCUUAGACACCUAUGUCCCAGUGCCGCCCUAAGAACAGAAAUCGCCUCUAUACAGCUAUACUACUUUAACAGAUUACCUUUAACCACUACACUACCCUAACACAUUACCCUUAAGUCAUAACACUCUAACCAAGGCAUAAAAGUAUCAUGUAAUAUCAAAAAUACAUAAUGGCAAACGUGAAUUUGUUUAAAAUAAUGACACCUCAAGGGUGUAUGUAUGUGUGUAUAUAUAUGUAUAUAUAUACACACACAGGGCCGGCACAGCCAAGGGGGCGCAGUGUCUGGAUGACUGUCAGGAGGGGAGGAGUACACUGCAUAGAAAGAAACACAAAAAGAGUCUGGGGAGAAAGAGACACACAACGGAGCUCGGGGAAAUUGACAUAUAAAUGGACUGGUGGGAGAAAGAGACACACAAAGGGGCUGUGGAAGAGACGCACAAAGGGGCUGUGGGGUUAAAGAGACACGCAGAUGCUUGGGAAGAGACACACAGAGGUGCUAGGGGAGAAAGAAACCCACAAAGAUUUUUGGGGGUAGAGACACACAGGGGCUGCAGAAGAGGAUAGAGAGAAACACAAGGGUUCUGGGGAUAGGAAAAGCUGGCAAUUUUUGUUUUGUGUUGGAAAGGGGAUGCAAGUAGAGGGACUUGACUUGGGUGCAAAAUAGUUUUGCACCGACCCUGUAUACACAAACUUUGAGUCCAGGCCAACUCCUGUGGUUUGCAUCCCUUCCUGUCACAUGUGCCUUAUUGCAGAAAACCCCAGGAGGAGGAUUUCCCUAAAAUUAUUUGUUUUAUCUCUACAUGUCCCAGUUUAGUGAUUAUUUUUAUACGCAUAUGUGGUUUCAAGACUAAUUUGGAAAAGGCCAUGAAAAGUUUAGUUUGGGGAACAAGAUGAAUUGGAGACUUAAUCAAACUUAUUUUAUUACCUACAUUUUCCAACUCGGUUGUCAACUCACCACAAUGCACUGGCAAGCAAUUAGCAUUCGAUCUCUAUUGCCAAAUACUAUUGGUUUCUCUUUCCUCACAAGUAAGUGAGUUAAUCUCAUAAGAGCAGGCAUUAGCUUGCUAGGUAAAGACCUGACAAAAAUGGGGUGCAUUGGCAUUGUGCCAGACUUAUGUUUAUAUAUUGUAACUAAACCCCUAUUAUUUUUGAUUAAGUUAGAUGUUUUAAUAUACGUGCCCUGUGUACCUUUGCAGUGUAUAUACAACAUGACUUGUGUUUUUUUUUUUCUAUCAGGGCAGGAGUGUGGCAUCCACACAAAGCAGUCGUGUUAUCCUUUGGCAUUUGGAGUCCCAGCAGCUCUCAUGGUUAUUGCACUCAGUAAGUUAUGCACGCUGUGUAUUCUGUGUACAAGCUGAACAUAUCUGUACUGUGUACAUAAAUGUAAGGUCGUUAAAUUCAACUUUAUCUCUACCGUAUCUGCUAUUGAACCAAAAGAAGGAAAAUACCCCAAAUUGGUUUACAAUAGUUUCACAAAAAGGGAAAAUAUUAAUUUUUGACUGGUUAGUACAUAUACACCCCUACUCAUCAUCCUUUUCUCAUCUCUCCCCAACGUAUAGUGACUUUGACUCUAGAAUACUAAACAUUCUUCAUACAGCUUUCUUACUUACCGUAAUCUAGCCUGACCUCAUUGAUCUUCACCUGCCUUUACUCAUUCUUGAUAUGGCUGGCUAUUGUAUAAACUCACAGAGAAGGUGCAAAUCCUAAAAUAUAUAUUUUUUUAAAUUGUAGAAAAUUAUAUGAUAUAUGCAAAGUUGAAAAAUAAUUUCUGUUGCUAAAAUAUUGUGCAACACAUACUUAUAACAUUGCUUUUUACAAACAAAUAGAAAUGAGCCAAAGGACAUUUUUAACAAUCCCUCUUAUCUUACAUGCCUUUCCCAAUAUGGUUUGGUCUUAUGAUAUUCUUAUUAAUUUUAAUAGUUGUGUUUAUCGUUGGAAGUCCAAUGUACAAGAAGGUGUCACCUCAAGGCAAUAUUAUGGUACAAGUGUCUAAGUGUAUUGGGGUAAGUAAAACUAUUGCAACCAUUGCUGUGUGUGACACUCCAUUUAGAUCUAACGGCAUGAUAAAAGUAAAUAUAAAUACAUCUAAAAGACUUCAGGUUAUGGAAGUGAUGUAUUUAACCAAAUAAUUUUGGCUACUUGUAUAUCAUAAAGUUCUACUAGUUCACAUAAACUUAUUGUUGGGUUUUAGUGUAUAGGUUUUAAUUUGGGGUGGGGGGGGGGAAUAAAUAUAUGUCCGACGUAUAAAGUAUAAUUGGAAUCUAAGCAUUCUCACUUAUGCAUCCUUACAUUUUAGUGAGUAGUGAGUAAGUAAGUGAGCAAGCCAGCAGGGUAGGCUUUUCACAAGACAUUGUCCUGACUUGGAGGAAUGGAGCAUUGCAGACAGAGUUAUAUCAACCCAGAUCUCUUAGCAAGUACUUGAAAUCAGGACGAUAUCUUGUGAAAAGAAGAGGCAUGGCUAAGGAAGCAGCAUUAUACUGCAGAAAAUGGCAAUGCAUGUUUUUGUUGCUUUUUUAGCAAUGCUAAAGAGGUUUGAAUGUGAAGAAAAAUAAUCAAGAAUGUACCUAUCUCAUGUAAUUAAUUUGUGUUGGUGCCUUGAGUCCCGAUAAAUGUAUUUAGGUGCAAAGUGACUGUCUCAAUGUAUAAUGAAACUCCCCCUAGGAACUUCCUGUUGUGAUCACUUAGCUCUCGGUAUCACAAUGAUUCAUUUCAUCAAAACCAGAAAACAAUCAUUUUUAAUAUACAGUGUAUGAGCAAAGCAUAAACACACUGUAGAUCUAUAUUACAUAAUUCAUAUUGAUUAUCCACAAUGUAAUACUAUUUCUCUGGUCAAUCUCUUGACAGUUUGCAAUCAGCAACAGAUUCAGGAAUCGUAGUAAGAGCAUUCCAAAAAGAGAGCACUGGAUGGACUGGGCAAAAGAGAAGUACGAGGUACCAAAGCGCUUCCUAAUUUUCCAACCAGCAGAACUUUGUAUUGAAAUAUGCCUAUCGAAAAAACUAAAUGUAUUCUUUCCUUAUUUUAGGAGCGUCUCAUUGCACAAAUUAAAAUGGUUGUGCGAGUCCUUUUUCUGUACAUUCCCCUCCCAAUGUUCUGGGCUCUUUUUGAUCAACAGGUAAUGACAUAUUAAUUUCUAUAUUUGAUAUAAUCACAUGCAUGUACUGUAGGGUCAUUAAAAGAUAAAUAUAUACUAUUAAAUAAAUAAAUACAUAUAUACUAUUCGUGUAUGAUGUGUCUCCUAAUAUCAGUGUCAUCCAGUGUUCAGUGCAAGUCUUUUUAAAAUAAGAAGUGCACCUUUUAUGAUAAACAUGACUUUACUUCAUCUUAAAGAGAAUACAAUUUCAUCUGUAUAUUGCCAUUCCCAAACUGCUAACACAUUUCUAUUUGUCAAGGUAUUCUUUAUGUUGUGACUUAUCAAUGUGUGUCCAUCUUCCUGCUUGUAGGGAUCAAGAUGGACUCUGCAAGCCACAACCAUGGAUGGAAAUUUUGUAAGUCUUCAUAAAGGACACACUGUUAUUAUUAUUAUUAUUAUAUUACAAUUUGCGGACUUGCAACACUGAUAAUUCCUACAGUUAGUAAAACAAAUGUUACACUCUUCUAUAUUUUCCCUCUUAUAUGUAUAUAAACUGAUUAUUCUUCUCCGUAUCUAUCUUCAUGGCCCCUCUUUCCCUCUCCCUUCUUCCCUUCAACAACGUCCUUCAUUGAUAGUUUAGAGCAGCCUUAACAUUAGAUACUGUGUUUUUUUUCGUAAUUGAUUCCAUCACUGCUACUCUGGUGUGUGGUUCUCUGUGUGUGCUGGAGAGAGCAGAAAAAUCAUGUCUUCCUUGGUAGAUGUAUUAGGUGUAUAUGCUGCUGGUUGACCCGCAUGUAUGGCCUCCAUAACUUCCUGUAGUGUGUCCAGGAAGGCUGCAGGAGGGAUGGCUGCGUUGAUCAAGUGAAAUAUUAUCUUCUAAUCUUCAAACUGGCCCAUUGUAGCAUUAAGCUUGUUAAAGUCCAGUCACUCACUACCACCUACCAGUAAACUACCAGUAUUUUAUAUACGUAGUUUUAUUGAAUGUAACAAUUAUUAUAUUUAAAUAACAUAUGGUAUCAUAUUGUAAUACAGAGAAUCAUUUUGUUUAGUACUGACUAAUAAUAUCCUUUAUUUUUAUUUUAGGGAGCGAUUCAAAUUCAGCCAGACCAAAUGCAGGUAAGUUACCAUUACUCUUAUUAUCCUAGAAAAGAAUAUUAACGUUCACAUUUUGUAUGCUUUAUUAAUAUUUAUUUCUUUUUAUUUUCUAGACUGUUAAUCCCAUCCUGAUUAUUGUUAUGGUGCCGAUUAUGGAUGCUGUGGUGUAUCCUCUAAUUAAAAAAUGCAAGCUUAAUUUCUCGUAAGUGUAAGCGCUGUAUUGGGUGGCAUUUAAUGCUCAAUAUAUGUUCAUUGUUAGUUCUAUACUUUUAUUUCAGAUUAGGAUAAUGUUUAUGUCUAACUGAUGAUCAAAUGUAACUAAACACAAAUAUAACCACAUAAUAAGUUAAGGUACUACCAAUGCAAGACAUUUUAGCAUGUUCAGAUUGCAUUACAGGUGGCAGACUGAUGCUGAGAGGCAAUUAUAACACAAGCUCACAAAAACAUUCAAAUUACAAAUUGGCCAUUUCUAAAGUAAUAUUUUACUACAGUUGCACUCUUCUUCAAACAGGUUGGUUAUAAUCGCCAUAGCUUUACAGAUUGACCACCUUUAGAUUAAUUUAAAAAAACUAGGGAAUGUGGAGUAAAGAGUAGCACAUUGCUAAGCUUAGGCAAAAAAACAGAGCCUCUAGAAAAAAUAAAAGAUUUGAAAGAUGCUUGUAGUUUAGCAAUUUUGGUCUAUAUAUUCACGUGAAAUAUUUUUUUGUUCUUAUUUUGUUAAAAUAUUUGUUGGAUCUAUUUUUUAACACCAGUUUGUAAUACGAGACACUAUAAAGUACACAUAUUACUCUACUACUGUACAGUUUGAUGUAUAGCACACAAGUAAUCCUCUCCACAAUUCAUCUGUUUGUUAUUCUCCAGUUUUUAAAAGGACAUUUAAAGAUUUAAUCUGCAGUUCUACGAUUUUACUAUUAAAAAUGUAUAGCUCCCUAACCCUUUUUUCUGCUUCAUCAUCUUUUUUUUGUACACACCAUCCAAAUAAUAGAGUAAAAUAGGAACAUUAUGUUUAUGCUAGAAAUAAUGUUUUUACGACCUUCAGCUCCCUCACAGUCCUGGUACUCAGAGAGUCAUGGCACUGCUGCCGAGUUACCAUUCAGAGAGCACACGACCAGAAGCAUUUGCUGUGGUCUACACCUCAUCACACACAGCCAACGCCACAUGAAUCACAUUCAGCCAACCAUACAUAAAACCAACACACAUAACACUUAGCCACACUCACUCAGAGGACUUUACAGGUCAUCAACGACUGGAAAAUACUGUAUUUAUAUAGAUAGAUAUUGUUUGGGGGUGCGUUGAUGAAGCUAGCCUUGGGGCAGUUGAGAGGGUAAUUCCAAUCCUGUAUAUAUGUAUAGAUGCUCAUUAGAUAUACUUUGCUUUGGAAUUUUUCUUACACUGUUCAUUGGUGAUGCUAUACUGAUUCUCUCUGCAGUGUGGAAUUGGUUCUUUAGUCAUUAUUCAUUGUGUUCUUAAUUCCAUAGACCUCUGAAGAGGAUGACUGUUGGGAUGUUUCUUGCUGCUAUGGCCUUUUUUGUUGCUGCAGUGGUACAAAUAGAAAUCGAUGUAAGUAUACAAAAAUGUAAACUCCUACAGCCUCAUAUGUCAUUAAUUAAAUCUAUACCUGGUAUUUGUGUGUGCCUUAUUAUUACCAAUGAGCAAAACAGCUAACUGCUGGCUUUGAAGGUAACUUAAAGGAACACACCAUGCACAAUUGCCACUACCUGGUUCUCCCCAAUGAAAUUAAUCAAACCUCUUUAGAACAGUUUGACUUCAUAUGACAAACUUUUCCGUUGUGAAAAAAGGGCAAAGCAGUUUUGAAACCAUGAAAGGUUGGGGACAGCAAAUAUAGAUGCCAGAGGAUUGCACCUGGGACUGCCAAAACAUGUGAGGGUUUCAUAUAUAAUAUACAUACAGAACAAUAGGGGUUGGGAAUCAGAGUAGCUUUAAGUAAAACAAAUGAAAUAAAACAAAUUAUACACUGUCCAUAUGAUAGUAUAAAAUCGUGUAUGUAAAAAGAACAAACAAAAAGUCCAGGAUGAAAUAUAAUAAUAUAAAUAAGUCUGUAAGGGUUUGACUGUAUCUUCAGGUUACUAUACCUUCCAAAUGUUCAGAAUCCAGGAACAUAAAAGAGAAGAAAAAACUCCAGUUGUGCAAUAUGUAUAAAAUAAGAUAAAAGCUUAAAUAAAAAGAAAUCCAAAUGGCCUACUCACAUGGGAUAGUGAAUAAAGCGCUCUUGAAUAAAGCGCUUGCCAGGGCUCGAGUCCUGCAGGAACGCGUGGGAACGCCGUUCCCGUUGCUCCUGCAGGCACUCGGGGGCGGCAAAAAAUGCUGCCCCCAAAUGCCCCCUGUGUUUCCCCUGAUGGCCACCUGAUGGACCCCCACCUGCUUCCCUGUCAGACGCGGCGAGGGAGCUGUGUUCUCCCAGCUCUGCUUCCUCGCGCACCAUUUGCUGAUGCCAGGAGCCGGAAUAUGAUGUUUUUAUCUUUCCAGUGAGGACUUCACCAAAUAUUCCAAGGUGGGGAUUAUACCACCUAUGCUGAUUACACUGAGCGGGCUAUCUGCUCAGGUAAAUGUGAGUAGAACCUAUUUAUUUUCACUCCUGGUUGAAUAUAUUUUAUACAGAGAGCACUAUCUUUGCACUUUUUUAUUUUCACAUAUAUCCUGCUGAUAAGACACGUGCUGGUCAAUAUCUUCCACCAAUAUCCCUGAAGUGGGGAUCAAAUCCACUGCAAGCGCUUUAUACUAGAGCUGGUCUUAGCUCAUGUGAGUAGACCAUUUGGAUUUCUUUUUAUUCAAUCUUAUUUUAUACAUAUUGUACCAUUGGCGUUUUUCUUCUCUUUUAUGUUCAUGGUUUCUGAACAUUUGGAAGGUAUACUAACCUGAAGAUAAAGUCAAACCCUUACAUUCUUAUUUAUAUUAUUAUAUUUUAUCCUGGACCUUUUGUUUGUUCUUUUUAUAUACAGUAUUUUAUACUAUCAUAUGGACAGUGUAUAAUUUGUUUUAUUUCAUUUGUUUUACUUAAAGCUAUUCUGAUUCAUAACCCCUUGGCGCACCCUAUUGUUCUGUGUUUUUAUGAUUCCUUUUGGGUUUUUGGGAGAGAGUAACCCGUUAAGGUGUGCUGCCUUCCCUACCCAUAAAAUAGUGUUAUUCCACUACUUGUUUUUCCGUUUGCUCAGUUUCACUAUUUGUCAGGGUGGCUGAAACCUUUAUUGAAAGCAAGCUUGCAACUAUGCAGGGUUGUAUUUACACUGAGCAGGGUUUGUAUGUUUGAAUGUAAGCAAGUUUUUGUAUAGAGUAUGUAUGUGUGAAUGUAGGGGUGUAUUUGUGUGUAGUGUUAUGUGUUAAUAUGUACUCUUGUUAUUUGAAAGCAAUGGUUUACUUGUGUGUACUGUCUGCCUGUGAAUGAGGUGUGUGUCUGUAUGUAGUGUUGACCUUUGAGAUGUAUGCACAUAUACAUAUACACUUCCACAUACAUAAACCGAUACACACACACACAUAUAUACAUGCAGAUGCUUUGACACAAAUACAGAUACACACAUACAUGGGUACAGAUAUGCAAAUACACAGACACCCACAGACACACAGGUGCAAACAUUGACACACAUGCAAAAACAUACUGACACAUACAGGUGUACAGCUAUAUACACUGACACACAUGCAGAUAAAAAAAGACACACUAACACAAGUAGAGAUACACAGACACACACACACACAUUGAAACACAUGCAGAUACACAGACAAAGAUACAAACACUGACACAUACACAGAUACUCAAGGGCACACAGAGAUACACUGAUUGAUAGAUAAACAGACACACAGAUACACAUACAGACAAAAACACACAAACACACAUACAGACAUACAGAUACACAGAUACAGAUACAUAGACACACAUGCAAAUAGAUACACAGAUAGAUACAGAGAGACACAUACUAAUACACAGAUACACAUGCGUGUCUGUUAGUCCACCCAUUGUACAGCACUAUGGAAUUUUCUGGCGCUAUAUAAAUAAUAAUAAAAUAAUAAUAACAAUGUAAUAUUUUUUUACCAACCCUCCUCUUUCCUACCCUCACUGGGGUGUAGUCUGCUGGUUGAGGCUGUUGGGAGUCAGAGGCUCUCCCCAUCCGUGCUCUGUCCUGUCCUGUCUGUCACAGCUCUGUGUUUCCUUCCAGGCUACCAUUAUAAAUGUGGGCCAGUCACGCUGUUAAAGGAUCGCAAUAUACGACUGGGUCCUUGAAAACACAUUGCCAUUGGGUGGCCCUUGCACUUGCGGCCAACAGUGGAGCUGCAUUUGUGGUAGUUCUGCGGCACACCAAGCACAGUGCUGCAACACACUGGUUGCGGAGCUCUGCUGUAAACCUUCCAUUCACAUGAUUCAGAGUUAUUUGCAUUAUUGUACUUAUAAAUGAACAAACUAAAAUAUACUUGUCUUCAUAUAUGUUUGCAGAAAACUCUUCCCAACUUCCCACCGAAAAGUGAGUUUCAACUGAAAGUCAUAAAUUUAGGUUCAAAUGAUGCCAACAUUUCUUAUAUGAAUAACCCUGAAGCUGAUUUCUACAGACUACUGGUUCCUCACCAGGUAUGUUUACCUGAAAGCUUUUCAUUGUUUUAUCUUGAUCUAAUAUAUUUUAUGUAUUAUAUAUAGCAUAAUGACAGAUGUUUGUUUCAUUAGUGGUGCAGUUUUCAUUCGUGGCUGAGUGCAACAAUGUUUGUCGCUCUUAAAAACCAUUCCCAAAAUCCAAUCUUCUGCAAAUAUGUAAUAUCUUUCUAAACUAUCUGACAACUAACUCACUUCUAAAUUUGAAGAUUUGCCUUUAGUAAAUAAAUAUAUAUUAACCAAUUUACUAACCAAAUUAUUCUUUAGUAUAGAUUCCAUAUAUCAAUGUGGCUUCCAUGGACCAUACUUAAAAAAAAUAUUCCAAUACAAAGCAAAUAAUUUGAAGAACUAACAAGAAUGCCUACUUCAGUUUAAUAAUGAUAACCUUUAAAAUGUUACUUCAUAGAGUGAGGAUCUCUGCAAAAUAUCUUCUUUUAAAAUAAUUUUUUAUCUAUUGAUUAAUUUGUAGAAGAAAUCUAAUUGUACUACCAAGCCAAUGAAAACAUCCUUGAUCACGUCAACCAUAAAUAAAAUAUAGGAAGAAACCAGUAUUGCAGAAUGCUUAUUGCUGUGUUUACUCCUAAAUUGGAUUUUAAAAAAGCCACCAUUAUUCAACCUUAGUUUGCAAACUCGCUUAGUAAGUCCCUAUUAAAAUGUGCAAUUUCUCUCUUCUUUGCUGCUUAAACCACAAUGCAAUAUUAUAUAGUAUUAUGGACAGUACUGAUGCUAUUUUAAUGCUAAUAACAAUAAUAAUUACUUUAAAUAUAUCUCAAUUAUAUACUAAACCUUUCUUUUCCCCAGGCGGGUAACUAUGAGACCCUGAAGCUUUCCGCCAAUGCUUCUGUUACCUUUGGAAAUGAAACCGUGAAAAUUCCCCUCGGAUAUGUUGAAGGGAAGACUAGAUACACAUAUAUCGUAACAAAUACUCCCUCCAUCUUUGGAGAAUUAGUAAGUAGUCUUUUGUUUUAAUCCUUCAGUUUGUUUUUAUAAAGAUUGAAGCUUGACACUUAAAGGGACACUAUAGUCACCAGAACAACUACAGCUUAUUGCAUUUGUUCUGGUGAAUAGAAUCAUUAUCUUCAUUUCUGGCUUUCUGCUGUAAACACUGUCUUUUCAGAGAAAAUGCAGUGUUUACAUUACAGCCUAGUGAUAACUUCACUGGCCACUCCUCAGAUGGCUGUUAGAGAUCCUUCCUGGAUAAUGGCUGCCUAAAAUGCAUCCAAACAUUCAGUGUCUCCUCCCUCUGCAUGCAAACACUAAACUUUCCUCAUAGAGAUUCAUUGAUUCAAUUUGUCUCUAUGAGAAGAUGCUGAUUGGCCAGGGCUAUGUUUGAAUUGUUCUGGCUCUGCCCCUGAUCUGCCUCUUUGUCAGUCUCAGCCAAUCCUACGGGGAAGCACUGUGAUUGGAUCAGGCCACCACUUCUGAUGAUGUCAGCAGACAGCUUUUUUUUCUGAAGGCAAACAGCAUGCAAAUCUACAGCUUCUGGCUUGAAUACAGUAAGAUUUUUGCUAUAUUUAUGGAGGCAUGAGGGGCCCACAGGGGCUGGAUGGUGGUUUUAACACUAUAGGGUUAAGAAUACAUGUUUGUGUUCCUGACCCUAUAGUGUUCCUUUAAAGGGACACUCCAGGCACCCAGACCACUUCUGCCCAUUGGCGUGGUCUCGGUGCCAACUCCCACCACCCUUAACCCUGCAAGUGUAAUUAUUGCAGUUCUAUAAAGAGGGACUUCUGUGUUCUUAGAACACGAAAAGUGUUCUAAGCGACGCUAGGCGUCCUCAUGCUAUGCAUGAGUCCCUCCAGCGUCGCCAGAAUCCCCAUAGGAAAGCAGAUAUAUGAGGCAAUAGCUCCAGACACAUCGGGCUUAAAAUGCCUGUUGUCGCAGCAUUAUGAUCAAUAUUUUGAGCCUAUCAAUUGUCUUCUAACAUUCAAUUAAAAUUUCAAUCCUACGAUCAACCAGCCAAAAUAGCACAGACAAAGCUGUAUAACAAAAACAUGUUGUUGCAAUUAACACAAGUUAAAUAACCUUUACAGAGAGGGAGAAAGCAACAAAUAUUUUAAAACCAUCCACUGCGCCGACAAGGCAUCCAUCUCAAAGCAGCAACAACUGACUUCUCUGUCCUGAGGAUGUGUAAAUGAUAUGCAUCCUUUUGAGACAACUGUCUCAUUCAAAUAUGGCUUUGGCCACAUACUAUGGCUUUAAAAAUGCUCAUCUUGCCAGUUCUUCCAAAGUAUCCUGUUUUUAGCUUUCACUAGUCUAAUAUUUACUUGUAUAAGAUUAAUCAACACAUCUGGAUUUAGUGUAAAACCACAUUUUCAUCAUAGACAAUACUUAAUUCACUAUUACCAUCUGGCACUUUUGAGCCAUAUAGCCAAUAAAUAAGGCAUACUUCUUUACCAAUAAUUUAUUCAAUGUAAAAAAAAAAAAAAAUGGUAUAGCAGCAUGACACCACAAAGUGUUCUUGUUGUCUUCUUUUCAGUAGUCAGUCAGUACUCAAAAUGGUAGUCAGGUAGUACUUGCAGGUAGCCAUCUGGAACCACUCGCACAACCACAAAAUUAUUUUUUUAAUAACUUAAACAGGCACAUAGAAAUCUGGAGAUCCUUGUACAUGCUAGGAAUAACUCAGUAACGCAUAGAAUAAUCUGGGGGCCAUUCACACAUGUAUAUAUGGAUUUAGAGCCAUUCACACAUGUACAUAUUGAUUUAGAGCCAUUCACAAAUGCUCAGUUUUGGUUUGUUUUAUUUGGUGUUCCAGAGAAGCAACUCUCAUCUCAAAGGUUUUGGUAAUCUAAAUGCAACUAACCACACACACACAGCCUCUUCCAUAAUUCUCCUAUUAAAAGAUGUAUGAAAUAUGUUUACUAGUGUAACCAGUUUAUAUUUAAUUUAUUUUAAGGCCACAGAUCUAAGUGAAAAGCCAGAGCAAGGAGGAAACCAAAUCAGGUACCUGUUCUAGCACAAGCAAUUCUAAUUUACAGCAAUGCAUACAGAGACACUCUUUAACCAUUGUUAGCUAAUAUUUUAUAGACCCCUACAGGUUUUGUCUCCUACCUGCAUGUACCCCAUAUAUAAAUUUCAUGCACUGUACCACGUUUCCAUCAGCAUACAUAUACUGUUUCCAUUAUUUUAUUUUAUCUGUUCCCAUCAUUAUAUGCUUAUCAUUUCUAUUAGUGUACGUUUCCCAUUUCCAUCAUAUAUCAUAUAUACUUUACCAUUCCUAACACUAUAUACCUACCAUUCCCAUUACUUGGGAAUAUAAAAUUAUGAUUUUCCAUCCAUUACUUUAUGCUAAAAACAGAGAGUGGAGUCAGCGCUAAUAUAUCAGAAAGAGAUACAAAGGGCAGCAAUCCCAAACAAGGACUCCCUCAAGUGUCCUUGAGAUAAAUACGGAAAGCAAACAAACAGAAGGAUGGGACUGCGCCAAUAAACAAAAUUUAAAAAGUCCUAAUUAGGGUAUUGAAAUAAAGUCCAGUGUAGUGAAACUUGGUCUUAUGUUGGUCUCUGAAGUUGUGGAAUUUUGCAAAAUUCCACAACUUCAGAGACCAACAUAAGACCAAGUUUCAUUACACUGGACUUUAUUUCAAUACCCUAAUUAGGACUUUUUAAAUUUUGUUUAUUGGCGCAGUCCCAUCCUUCUGUUUGAUUACUUUAUGCUAACCUUUCCCAACACUGUACAUGUACUGUUUCUACCACUAUAUGCUUACAUUUCCUGUCACUACACACUUACUAUUUCCAUCACAAUAUGCUUAGUGUUCUCGUUAAUAUAUGCUUACUAUUCCCAUACGCUAGUACAAUUAACUGGUCUCCCACACUAAACCAUUUAUAUUCUGCCCUGACUGAUGCAAUACCCCGAUCGUUAUUGAGUUAAAUGCUAAAGAGAUUUUUCACUAAACUGCGAGGCUCAUUUAUAGGACAAUAUAGAUAAACAUUUCCCCAAAUGGGCAUCUUCUCUAUUUUCCACCUAUUUUCAUUGCAGGGUUAACCCGUUUCUAGUGGCCGAUGUACUGACAGUCACUAGAAAAGUUUUCCCAGCAAUAGGGGAGUAAAACUCAACUAUUUUAGUCAGAUGGUCUCAGAUAGACCGUGUGAUUGGUGCAGAGCUGCGUUUUUCUGUGCAGGCGCACCUGCCCCCCAAGGCUUCCCUUUAGGGAUAUUUUGUAUUUUACUGCUGUAGUCAUGGUCCUUGAAUUACUUUUUUAAUUUGGAAUUAUAGUACAUGUUUAAAUACCACUGGCACCUUUAGUACCUUAUUAUCAUUAUUCUCAUCAUUAUUUGUUUUCAUCCUAUGUAUACUUUCCUUCAGUUUCAUCUAACAUGGACACUAUAAAUUCCAUUUAAUUUGAAAUCCCUGUAGUCAGGGCAUAACACUUCACUGUCUACACACGGAACCUAUCCAUGCCUAAAUGUUACUUACCACUGUAAACCUUCUCUUGUAAUGUGACCACUGAGAACAGAAAAGGCAGAAGCAUGAUAAGCCACACUUCCCCGUAAUGACUUGCACUGCAUCUGACAAUUACUAGUAUGUGUAGUCCUUACAACCAUGCCCCAAAGGCUGAAAAGAAAAAAAAUAUAUAACACUUUAUACAUUUAAAUGGAAAUUAGCUAACAUCAAGUAUAAAUAAAUAUGAUUACAUAUAUUAUUAUUGUAUGAUUUACAAGUUAGCACAGUUAGGGUAUCAAUAUAGUAAUAACUUUACUGUGAUUGACUGGCUGCAGAUAUCAGCUAUGCACCUAACUUAAUAGGGACAUUGUUGACAUCUAUAGAUUUCUACAACCUACAAUAUUUUUAUAGUGAUCACCAAUAUUUUCUUUUUUAUUUCUGCUAGUUAGGCAUACCAAGUGUAUAUGAGCUAUACACCAAUAGGGCUUGUAUCAUCUUUCCUACCCCUUCUUUUUAUUUUCUAUAGGUGUAUGUAUAUGUUUGACCUCGGUGGAAGCCUUUUAAAUUGAUAUAAUAAAUGUCACAUUUCAUAGUAUUCUACUCUUGGGCCCUGAUUAUGUGUAGUGGGGGUCCAUUGCACACUUCUCGGAUCUGAAUUUCCACUUAUCAAUGCAAAGUGGACUUUUUAAGCUCUGAUCUAUACAUUUACCGUACUUAGAAUUGUAUGAUUGUAAUUAUAUUGCUAUAUAUUACUGUAAAAAUUACAUUUUGUUUUAGGUUUAUCAAUAAUCUUAAAGACUCGAUCAAUGUGACAAUUGCAAAUGCGGAGUUGGGUGAGAUAAUGCCAUUGGGGUUUUCCAACUACACCUUGGUAACUCUUGGAAUGUAAGUACAGAAUGACUUGCUUUUCUAUUCUUUCAUUGGUUACAUUCAUUGGGCAGGAUUCUUCUUGGUAAAAUGUAACCAAGAGUAUAACAAGCUACUGCAUAUUUUCCUAGCACAUUCAGCUUUUGCCUUCUUAGCGAUGUGCAAUGGUCACACAGAAUGAAUACAGAAAGUGCCUAUCCAUAGCUAAAUACACGUUACCUAAUGCUAUAUGUAGCUGUCAAAUAUAAUACAAUCAAUCUAUGUGGUUAGUGGUGUGAAUCAUUUCAGUCAUACCAUGUUAUUUUGUCCUUAUGCUGCUUGGAAAGUACAUUAGUGAAGUUAGCUAUCCAGGAGUCAUUGUCCCCCAUUUUGUAGAAUCUGAUGGAUUAUUUUUUUUUAAUAAUAUAUUAAUACGGGUAUUCACUAAACUGAGAAUUGUCAUGAAUUCAUAGUGAAUUUUAAUGGAAAAAUAGGUGAGCUUGUAUAAUUCUCAAAUCGCCUAUGCUUCUAUUUUGGCCACUUUGGCCUUAAAUUGUAAAUUCUCAUGUUCGUGAAUAAUCCUGUGAUGUUUAAAAAAAAAGAAAAAAAAAGAAGCUGCAAUCACUAAGUUGCUAGGGACGCCAUGCACCUUAGUCCAAUAAUGGCUGAAGUGUAAAAAAUCCUAGAGGUCAGCUGUUUUUCCAGUUCAAUUAUUUUCGUCUAAAACGUGCACCUCCAUGUUAAUUUUUCACAAUGACUUCCCUAGUAAAUAAACCCAAGUUAUGAUGGACAGAAAGAAGAUGAAGAACUCAAAUCACUAGUUGCCGCGGCUCCCCUCCCCCCAAAAAACAUUUAAAAUCCAGGAUUUCAUUCAAAUGGAUACCGGAUGCACUGUAACUGCUUAAUUUCAUUUAAGUGUUUAUACUGUCAGGAGGCCCCUGGCACCAUCCUUCCAUUUAGCAUCAUUUUUAUAACGCUUAACGUGAGUCCCUACCGCCCAUCCCCUCUUUGCUGCUCGAUCAUUUUAGAAAGCAUUAGCCUGAGUAACCAUAGGCGCCUGUGAUUGGCUGAGAGUGUCAGAUGACUACUUUCACAGCUCCCAUUGCUGGUAUGAAUCUGCAUGGCUAGAUCGAGGCGCAUAAUCUGUGCCUUAGCCUUACAUUCACUGGGGUUCAGGAUGUGGGUGGAAAGAGGCCCUUAUUCAGUGUUAAACUUCUCGGAAAUAGGUUAUCACUGAAUGGAGGGACAGCACCAGGGGACUUCAUACACUAUAACCAAUUCAAUGAGAUUACAUGGUUACAGUGCCUACAGUGUCCAUCUAAUUUAAAGCAAUUGCUUCGUGAUUAACUAAAUAUGUCUUUAAAAGUAUUCAAGACUCUAGAUGAAUUUUAUUUUGAUGGAAGAAAAAUUGAAUGAAAUGAUCAUGGUUAAACAUCUGUCAUUUUCAGAUAUCGAAUUUAUAAUGGCAUCAUCAGCAAGAUGAAAGCUAACAGUUUAUUUUAAAUGAUCAAAAUUAGCACAAUGGGGGUUGAGUAGGUGUUGGAAUCCAAAAAGGGUGGUUAUUUAUAGGAAUAUUCGGUGACUUAUAGUCUGGUGGGGAAGUAAAAAUCCCCAGUGUAUCAGAGGCAUCUAUGUAUAGCCCCAUCACGGAACUGCAGAACUUGGAAUGUAAUUCUGAAGAGUUCUCAUGGCUCCAUUUCCAUCAUGAUAUAUUGUGUCUAAAUGUUAAAUACCCUGAGUGGUAUUUUCAAAUAAAUAGUAUUGCACAUAUUUAUUUUUUGGAAUGUUUUUGCUACUUAAAACAUAUGAACUAACCUAACAAACAUAUUCUACCUUUUCUCUAGAAAACAUAUUUCUGGCGUUAUGGCAAAUGGUCAAAGAUGCUCAGUAGACUCAAUUAAGUUUGGAUUUGGUAGCUCAUACACCAUAAUCAUUAAUAACGUGAGUAAAUGUACUUAAUCCUACUGUCUUUAACUAUGGGAAUUUGAGCACAUACAUUAUACACUGGCCAGCCACAACAUUAAAACCACUGACUGAUGAGGUGAAUAACAUUGAUUAUAUCGUUACAAUGACACCUGUCAAGGGGUGGAAUAUAAUAGGCAGAAAUUGAACAGUCAGUUCUUAAACUUCAUAUGUUGGAAGCAGGAAAAAUGGGCAAGGGAAAAGAUCUGAAUGGGAACCAGUGUCAAGGUCAUUGGCACCCGAAGCUCAUUGAUGAGCAUGGGGAGCGAAGGCAAAGCCGUCUGAUCCGAUCACACAAAAGAGCUACUGUAACUUAAAUUGCUGAAAAACUUAAUGCUGGUCAUAAUAGAAAGGCACACAAACUGAAAAAUGGUGUGCUAUACCUAUAAAACAAUAUUAGAAAAAAAAUGCAGCCAAAGUGCAGCAAGUAUAAAGUGCAAAACAAGUGUGUGAACACAGUGGUAUUUGUUAAAUGUGUAAAAAAUAGUAAACAAUAAAUUGUGCACAAAUAUGAAAUCAGCCACAAAGUGCUCCAAAUAAAGGAAACACUCACUUUGAAUAUGUCUAUAUGAAUAUGAUGGAGGUUUUCAGUAUAUACGGUCCAUACACAUAUAGUACCAUAAAAGGAAAAGAAUAGGGAUUGUUAAACAAAUAAAAAUAUGGCAAAUACACUCACAAGCAAAGACUCAGGUAAGCAGUAAUCCGAGCAAAGCGAUGUAGAAGUAGAAUACAAGCUUUAUUUAAAUACAAGUAAAAUAAAAACACCCCUAGCAAAAGCUAUUCCCUUAAGGUGAGGGCAACACUGGAAACCUGGAGUCUGAAUCCCGGCACUCACAGAAUGUCCUCAGGUUCUCGGGCGCACCUCACCACUUCUGGGAAGCGGGGCUUGGUAACGGCAGUAUAAUGACAUCCAGACGUGAUGACGUCAACAGCGCGCUGACUAGUUUCACCUAAACGGCCUCCUCACAUCACUCUCCUGUCCUGCUGUUACUCCUUAUUUAAAUCCCUACAAAUAGGUGUGGAUAAAUUCAAACUGUAUGCCGAUUGGUUCUCUUGUAAAACUAUUGAGUCCAUAAUGAAAGUCCCGAACGCAAAUAUAAGAGAUCUAUCAGGGGAGAUGUUUGGCAUAUCUCCUACAUAUUGUUUUGUAACUGAUGGAUAAAAUACUUCUGCCUCGAAAAUACAGUAACACAUAUAAGAAAACAUAACAUACAAAGCACAACCUACUAUAGGGGAAAAAAAUACAAAAAAAUAAAUAAAUUUUAAAAGAUUUGGGGCAUAUCAUCUAAAUGUUGCUAUAUGCCCCUUACAUUAAAUAUUUAAUGAUAGAUAAUUAAAACACUCCUAUUAGUUAAAAUCAAAAUCACAUAUAUAAAAAGACAUAUAAAAUGACCAACUUUAGGGAAAUAAGGGAGAAAUAUAUUAGUAUUAUAUGUGUACCACCAAUGUUACAUAGUUGAAUAAAAAGUUGAUAAACAAAAUUUAUAAAAUCAAUAAAAAAAACUAAUGAAAGCACCUAUAAAAAUUGUACACAUUAAACUCUAUGUUUAGCCCUUUAGGUUCUAAAGUACCCAAUUUGUAUACCCACUUAAUUUCUUCUCUACCUAUUUUAAAAAUAUAAUUUCCAUUGUGCCAAGGCCUAUUAACCUAUUUGGAUGCCAAAUAAAAUUAACCCACUUGGAUCUUUAUUGUGGUAUUUCUUAAAAUGUGCAGAAACGCUAGCUAGUUUUUUUGUGUUACGUGAUAGAAAGGUGUCAGAACAAACAAUGUCCGGGCACGGGAUCCAUGGGGAGGUGCACCCGCCCCACCGCCCAACCAUCCGGAGGGCACCCCACAAGCUACAGAGCCCCAAAGCCCAAGCACACGUUGGGCGAGGCACUGCCACAUUACCACCCACCAAGCGACGUACCACAAAGCAGAGGAAAACGGAGAAGCGGCGGAGGGCAGUCAGACGCCACCAGUACAAGAGCUCUUACUAUCAACCUACCUCUGGCCCUCCUGAACAAGCAAAGACCAGGCGGAAUGACCCGAACAGCUGCUCCACCAAACGGGACACUCAUCCAGCAUCGAAACCCCCCAGGGGGGAACUCAGAGGUACCACUUACCCACAGUGUGCCCUGGGAGCUUCCCUAAAACUAGGGAUUGGCUGAGCCGGAGACUCCCCGAGGACAGAGGACUAAGCAACUAAUCUCUGAGUCCCCUAUACUAUUGAUGGACACCAUCUUCUUAUAAUGCGAUACCAUACCGUCUUAGAUAGCCUGUAUCCCAGCAGUUAAUUAACAUAUUAAUCAGCGAGCAUUUAACAUUUCUAUAAACCUUUUAAUAUGUAUCUCGCAGACUAUCACCCUAUUACUAGGACAUCUCACCUUUUAUACACCCUUAACUUACUUAGUGCAUACAAUAUGCCUAGCUUGAGUCGAAUAUCCAUAGUUAAAUAGUGCAGAACCAUUAAGAUCGCCAUAUAACGCAAAAUGCUGGAAUAUACGUCUCAUUAAGCAAUGUGUUUUAUCAAUCUUGUGGGCAGAUUACCGUCUACCUAUAUGCAUUAUUUUUAUCAUACUUAAUCAGCCUAGCUAAGGGUGUUUUCUUGUUAUCAAAUGUUACCACUAGCGGUUACUCCUCAUGUCCUAUGCAUAAUUGGUCUGUCGUGUUUAAACUUUAUAAUACAUCUAGGCACGCUAUAUUUCGUAAAGCAUCAGAUGACUACUCAUGUAUAUCCAACCUACAUCUGUGCUUCCUGAUGCAUUAUUGUGAUUUCUUACAAUGUUUAUUUUUCCUUUCACUCUUACAAAAAAUUGUGCAGAUUGUCUUGACAUGCAAACUACUUUUGUCUCCCUACUGUUCAUGGAUAUACGAUAUGUCAAUGCAUACCUGUGUUAUUACCACUGCACAAAAAAUAAAGAAUUUAUAAAGAACAAACAAUGCACUGCAGUUUGCUGCUUAUGGGGCUGUGUACCUGCAGACCGGUCAGAGAACCCAUGAUGACCCCUCUCCGCCGCCAAAAGCUCCUUCAGUCGGGAUGUGAACGUUAGAACUGGACCAAUGAGCAAUGGAAGAAGGUUGCCUGGUCUGAGCAAUUACGUUUUCUUUUAGAUCAUGUAGCUGGCCAGGUGCAUGUACAUAUGUACAUCAUUUACCUGGGGAAGAGAUGGAAGCAAGAUUCACUAUGCAGGGUUAUGCUCUGGGCAAUGUUCUGCUGAGCCUCCGAAUUCUCCAGAUCGGAAGCCGAUUGAGUAUCUGUGGGAUGUGCUAAAAAAACAAAUCCAAUCCAUGAAGGACAAUCCUCACAACUUGAAGGAUUUAAAGGGUCUGCUACUGAUGUCUUUAUGCCAAAUACAACAGGACACGUUCAGUGGUCUUGUGGAUUCAUGCCUCAAUGCAUCAGAACUGCUUUGGCAGCAUGAAGUGGACCUACAUGAUAUUACGCAGAUGGUUUUAAUAUUGGUGCUGAUCAAUGUAUAUUUAGUUUUAAAGUUGCAGUCAUUAAGAGAGGCAUUAUAAUAAAUCCUGGCAAUUUAGAAAGAUUGUGGCAGGAUUAUAGAGAGAUUAAAGGAUCACUAUAGUGUCAGGAAAACAAACCCAUUUUCCUGACACUAUGUCAUGCUUGAGGGACCCUCACCUUUAGGGUUCCCCUCCCAUGGCGCUUACUUUUAUCCAGCGUUGGUGACCCUCAGCGCUGGUGAUCUCUCCUCCCCCGUCGACGUCAGCUCCCAAGUGGAGCGGAAUGCGAACAGUCGCGCGCGCAUUCUAACAGUCCAUAGGAAAGCAUUUCUUGCAAUUUAGCAUCCAGUGUCAUAGAAGCGCCUCUAGCGGCUAUCAGGAAGACAGCCACUAGACCUUGGAUUAACCCUGCUAUGUAAACAUGUAAAGGGUUAAAACUUGAGGGACGAGGCACCCAGACCACUUCAUUGAGCUGAAGUGGUCUGGGUGACUAUAGUGUCCCUUUAAUAAUCAAAGAACCUCAUGCUCUAUCAUGCAUCUUUAUGACAGUAUACAAAAUUUUUUUAUACAGUGUAAAGUACUGUGUUCAGCACUAUAAUAUUGCCUCAGUCUUUUUAAUGUGAUAGCAUUGUAGCAUUACUUCUAAAGAAUGCACUUUUUUAAAGUUUACAUUUUAAUGUCCAUAUUAGUGAAUCCACAAUCAAUGUGGUCAAAUAUAGAUUAAGGGGUAGUUUAGGAUAGUUUAUUUUUUUAAUUUUUUUUUAAGGAUUAACAAUUAGUGGAGCUUACGGUUAGAGCAGUGCUGUCAAACUUAUUUGUUCUGAAGGGCCUUGAGGUGAUUGAAAUAGAUGCCAAAUGCCCACAAUUUAUACACACACAUGCACACAAGAAAAAAGAAAACACAAAGAACAGCUUCACAUAAUGCCAUAAAUGUAUUCUCACAACAAUGAUGUACUUGUGUGUAGUGUUUGGAUGCUGUUGUGUGAAUUUAUGUACUUUGUCAUUUGAAUGCCGUGGUGUAUUUACAUAUUGUGUUGGCUUUGGAAUGCAGGGGUGUGUUUACGUGUAGUGUUUGAAAGCAAAGGUGUAUUUGUCUGUAAUGUUGGUGUUCCAGUGCAUGGGUGUGUUUGUUCAUUGUUGGAUUUUGAAUGCAUAGGCAUGUACGGCAUUGAUGCUUGACUGCAGAGGUGUAUUUGUGUGCAGUGUUGAUGUGUGAAUGCUGGGGUAUAUUUGUGUGCACUGUUUAUAUUUGUGCAUUUAAAUGCUGCCACACACAGAUGCACACACCGACACACACACACACAUACUGACAAAGAUAUGCAUACACACAUGCACACAUAUACAGUAUCCCAUUUUCUCUACACCAGGGCCUGACAAAUUUUCUUUGAAUCUAGGAGAAAAAAGUAGUGUACAUUGCUUCCUAGUGACACCUCUAAUGACAGUCACUCAAACUGUCACUAAAUGUGCUUCCUGUGUCAGUGCUGCACAUUGUGCAGUACCAACAUUUAGUGUCUCCACGCACUGCAUGGAGACACUGAACGUUCCCCAUAGAGAUGCAACUGAUUCAAUGCAUCUCUAUGAGGAGAUGCUGAUUGGUGCAGCGUUUUGGAGCCAAUCCUAUGGGAAAACAUUGGAUUGCCUGAGAUCACCCAGCUUAAUAAUAUCAGCCAUAGAGGCAGGGCCAGUCGAGGGGAGACCAGCACAGCGUGAUAAAAAAAGGUGAGUGAAAACACCAUUCCCUUGUAAAUGGAAGGGGUUUGGUCACCUAAACACACACAUCAUGACAGACAGACAGACACACACAUACCAUGACACAGAAAGACAGACACACACAUACACACACCAUGACUAACAGAGAUACACACACUCACACACCAUGACAGACACACACACAACAUGACACACACACACAAACCAAGACAGACAGACCCAUACAUUCACACUGACAGACACACACUCACACUGACAGACAUACACUCAUACAUUAUUGCUUGUUUAUAUCUGGGGGUCCAGUGGGCGACCGUAUGGGGGAUCGUGCAGGUGGGCAGCAUGCUGGGGGGUCGCGGAGGCGAGCGGGCUGCUGGCUGUGCGUAUUGUUGCCGGCUGUGAGGGAGCUGCUCUGCUCCCCCGCGAGCUGCUUAGUGAGACUGGGGCCGGAAUAUGACAUCAUGGGUGAGCAGAGCAGGGACAUCACAGCUCUCUCGCCGCUUUCCUACUAAUCAUGCAGUCAGCAGCCCGCCUUGAUGACCACCCAGCAUGCCACCUUCCUCCAUAAUCCCCCAGCUUGCCACUGGCCACCUGCUUCUGAGGUAAGGGACUUGCAUAUCUCAGACGCCAAAGCAAAAUUCCUAGGCGCCAUGGCGCCUGGGAUUUGUCGAGCCCUGCUUUACACUGUCAGCUCAGUUGAACAGGACUGUCAUUAUAAGCUCCUGUUCCAUUUGUUUUUCAUAAUUUACCUUUGUUUUCUCAAGGCUGCCAGCAGAAGGUAUGAGGCAGUUAGAAGACACUUAUAAGUACACUAGCUCCUAUUUACACAGAUUCAUAUACUCACAGACACACAUAGAGAUGGGCAUUGACACUCACACAUUCUCACAGAUGUACAUUGCCACUCAUAAGAGGAAAUGGAUACACAUUGCCACACAAAGAUAUGCACAUACCUACCGCCCCACAAAUAGCCACACUAUAAUAGUGUACAUUCAAACAGAUAUACACAGCCACACACAGAUACACAUAUAUACACAGCACAUACAGAUACACACAGACACACUGCCACAAAUAUACAAAAACAGAAACACACUGUCACCCCCUGACAGCGAUUAUUUCAUAGAGCUUUACAGAGAAUAGAUAAUUGUGGUAACUGUUACUAUUCAUAAAUCAUGCUGUAUUUACAAAAUAAAACUGGUACAAACAUUUUUUAUGAUUUUAUGAUAAGUUUCCCUGUUUUCUUCUUUUAAAUCAGUGUACCAAUGAGCUAGAUAUUGAAUACGUUGAAGAUAUCAGUCGCAACCAAAUCCAUAUGGCUCUUCAGAUUCCGCAAUACUUCCUUAUUACAGCAGGCGAGGUUGUCUUCUCAGUCACGGGGCUGGAGUUCUCCUACUCUCAGGUAUGUAAUGUCUCCAGGAAAUGAGGUGAUCUUUCAAUAAAGACUUGCUAAUCCUUAUUAAAUUAUAGACAAUUUAGUUUAUAGUAAUAGCUUAGCUUUUCACAUGAAUGAAAGUAACAAGCACACAUUAAAGCAGGGCUGUUGCUUGGUCACAAAUACACUGGGGAUCAAGCCAAAGUGAAACCAGAUGAUUCCUUCACCAAGAUCGUGUCCUUGGACACACUAAAAUGCCACGCUUCAUUUAAUGCAAGCUCUUCCUCUUUUUCCAUGGUUCCCUACCUCCUUGUAUUUCAUGGAAUCUGAAAAAAACACAUGUACAAACACAAACAUACCCUCAAUUUCAUAAUUCCUUCCUCCCAUAGUACAUUCUACCAUGCAUGGCCUUUUCUCAUUUUAUAUCCUCAAAUAGUUUCCCUUUCCUCUAAUCCUAUAAAUUCACACAUUACAUUACUUUUACUAGUGGUGUAGUGGUAUGUUGUUUGCUGUGUAGAAGCAGUAUUGAACCAUUUAUCUCUUCCUUUAUGCUGUGAAGCUCCAGAUAAUAGAGGAAGUUGGAAUAUCACACAUAUUUUUCCAGUCUUCAGUCAUUGGAUGUAUUUUGUACCAUGAAGGAGAAGUUAAAGGAGCAUAGAUCACUGCUGCUCCUCCCUCACAGUGGUGGUGUGAGUUCUAUAUUGUAGUCCACUGCUGUGGAGAUAUACCUAUCAUCACUGAAGUUUUAAGAUGUCUAUAUUGCUCCUUUGCUAGCUGGCUGUGCAACAGGACACUCAAGGAUUGCCAUAGGAGGGUUGGGACAGCCAUCUUGUACAAAUGCCAUCUGAGUGCCCCGUAAAAAACAAACAAACUUGUUUUCCUGAUAUAUCCCCCUAUUACCGAGCCCUCCAAACCACACACACACCCCAUUAGCACCCUGACAGUUAGCUGAACCGAUUAAUGCCAUUCUUCCAGGCACCGAAAUAGCCUAAAUAGAGGUGCAAGUCAGCAGCCUACUACACGCCGCCAUUCCUGGACCUGGGGACACUGCUUGGCGGGCCACCUGCUGAAAGGUCGGAGGACGCACCUUCAUCUGCACGCACUACUCCAACCACCAAAAUGCAGGCGAAAGCAAGCUGCUCGCACAAGCCGACUGUUGAGGUAGCUGGCAGGGACAUAGGGGAGAUGCUGCAGCAGCCAGCUCUACUUGGGCCUACUCCUGUGGAAGACCCUCCUGAGUCUCCUUUACCACCCUUAAUUCCUAUGCCAGUGAGGCAGGACAACACCACCACGGCCGAAAAUCUGCUGGAUCAGUCCCAAGAUCCCAAUGAUGACUCGGCCCCUACCACAAAACGGGACCUCAAGUUACCACUGCCUGACAUACAAAAAUUGCUGGCCGCAGAUGUGAACCUUGUCAAGCUUAACAUCCAACAUGUCAUAGACCGGGUGAGAAUCGCGGAGGAAGAUAUAAUGGAAGUACAAUCCAAUCUGUCUUCCCUCAAGUUCAACAGCUGCAAAUUGAACAGCGGGCACUAUCAACACGUAUGAAUGCUCAGGAGGUUUGUCAAGGCCGAACCCACAUAAAAAUCAGAGGUAUACCUGCUGCAGUCUCCACCGAAGAAUUGCCACAAUAUAUCCGACGUGUAUUAUCUACUAUACUGUCACACGUAGUCAUAGAUGUAAUUUAAUGCAUCUCAGACUCCGCUAGAUCUACCCCCACUAUGGUCAGGGACGUGAUCCUGCGCUGUGUAUUGGUCCAAGACAAAAUCCAAAUCAUGCUGGCCCUGAGGAACAACACACCCCUUGCCUUUGAGGGUACCCACCUUGCCUUCUUUCACAACCUUAUGAGAACCACUUUGUUAUGGAGGAAGUCUUUUGGUCCUGUCACAGCCCAAUUGAGAAAUGCUGGAGUGACCUAUAGCUGGGAAUGAAUGGCUCCCUACAAGCAAACCACAAUGGGACCAUGCACACUCUAACCUCAUCAGAAGUAGCUCCUACCUUCAUGAAACCGCUGGGCCUGCCCGCCUUGCCUGCAAACCAGCACCUAGUGUCACCUCGAGGUCUCGGGGAGCCAACUAACAUCACUACCUUCAUGCCAAGAGCGGGACCUUCACAAGACCCAGCAACCUCAUUCAAGAUGGGAACUAGCCUAGCCCACCAGGCAUGCAAGCUUCAUGGCUGCACUAACAAGGAUCUCAGACACUCACAUUCCAUACACUCGUGACUCACUUACAAGUUCUCUUUUUAAAUAUUCUGUUCCUGAUUUUCACCCUUUACCAUAUAUGUAAUAUAUAUAUAUAUAUAUAUAUAUAUUUCAAUUUCUUUUUCUUUCUUUCUUUAUUUAUUUAGAUUUUUUAUUCUACACUACUAGCUCUCAAGUGUUACUAAACGGAAACUUAGGCUCAGUACUAUAAAAUGAGCAAUGUUUUAGUACCUGACAGUCCCUGGUGGAUAUCGUAGAGCCCGGUAACUCCACUUCGGCCCCAGAUGAUAGGUGUCGUCAUCUAUAUUCCAAUCCCCCCUCCCCCUGCUACCACCAAUGUUAGAGGAACCACACCAGGAUGCAUAUUAUCCCCAUGCAUAUGGCAUAGCUCGUAUACCAAGUGAACUUGUCUGCAGUAAUACGCUAUGUACAAUUUUAUGCUAAUUUUUAUACUAGCAUCCUAAUUGCCAAGAAAAUGUUACCAACCCCAUUUACUGUCUAGCCCCCCUGGAAACCCCUGGGAAAAUUCAGCUUUAGCUCCUCUGUCAUUAACCCUGCCGGGUCCCAGGCCACCAUCAUGUUUUAACUUUAUCAAAAACAUGUCAUACUUUCAGGCCUAUACAGUGUCACCAUACAACAAAACAUAUUAUCCAUACAAGCAUAAAUAUUGUGGCAUUUAUACAUUCACUCUUGUUUUUCAUCCCUUAUGUUGUAUUGCUAUUAUAUCUCAUUUCUGUCGCUCAAUGCACGUCUAUAUGGUUAACCGUGUUUAUAACUUUUUUAUAAAGUGCACCUCUUAUGUCAUGUCAGCCCUUUCAACUACCACUAUUUACAUGCUGUGUAAUUUUGCAGUACUGACAUUGUGCGCAUGUAUGACAACUUUUGCACUACAAAAAAAAAAGAAAUAAUAAAAAAAAGAAAACGUUCAGCAUUAUUCACUAAACUCUGAAAUGUAGCAAAUCAAAAGCCAAAUGACAAAAUGAAGCUUUAAACAGAUAUCUGGAAUAAUUCCCCAGCUCAGUCAUUCUAAUAGCUUCAAUGUAUCCAUAUCCAUGAUAACCCUUAUAUAUUUUAUUCUUAUCAUUACUAUCACACGAAAAGUAACAAUUUUUUUUCUCUUGUGAUCUCUUCCAGGCUCCUUCAAACAUGAAAUCUGUACUACAAGCGGGGUGGCUGCUCACUGUUGCCUUUGGUAAUAUCUUAGUCCUUAUCAUAGCUGGUGCUUCACAUAUUAGCCAACAGGUAAAAAUAUAUUACAUUAUAAUUAAUAUUAUUAUUUUACAUAUCGUAUUAUUUUCUUCCUUUUGACAGAUUACUUUAUUUCUUUUAUGAUUAAAAAAAAAAAAAAAAGGUUUACUAAACCAGUUGGAAACAAGAGUACUUAGGAUACAGUCACAGUGAAUCAAAGUAAUACAAUGUAAUAAAUAAAGUCCUGUACAAUGCAUUAAUUCAUUUUCCUUUACUUGUAUCAGUUUCUGAAAAUGAUGUGCAUAUGGCAUUCUGCAGGGAGUAAUCCCUGCUGAUGAUACCCAAGGACUACAAUGCUAUGCAGCGAAUGUACUUUUUUUUUUUAUUUAUAGUUUGUGGGUAAGAGAAGAGAGGAUGUUGAUCAGUAGACACUUUGUUACAUAUAUUAUUCACUUUGUUUCUCUUUAUGCAUUGUAAAUCAGUUCACUCCAUUUUAAAGAAAUGUACUAUCUGCUGUAUGUCGUUUUAAAUGUUGAGGUUGAAAUUAGAUUUUUUUUUUUUUUUUAUUCAUUUCAUUUUCAAGUGUCCAUCUUUGGAGUAUUCAUAUUUGGAGUAUUCCAAAAGUGUCCAUAUUUGUAGUAUUCCAAAAGUGGAUCAAAGAGGUGAAAGGUCAAAGUUGAGUCAUUGGGUUUGUAUGGUAAUAAAAUAUAUAGAAAAGUUACAAAGCGUUUAUUAAUGCACCAUGACUUCAAACUCUGUUAUUCUUAAAUGAACAUGCGAGCUGUAUGGGUAAAGAGCAUCCACCUAACGGCCGUAACAGUGGAGUUUCACAAAAAGCCAUAAGAUGAUAUGAUGGAAACCAAUUCCAUAUUUAAUAAGACAUUGCAUGGCCUUUGUUUAAAGGAACUCUUUGGGGUCAGGAACACAAACAUGUAUUCCUGACCCUAUAGUGCAAAACCCACCAAUAAGGUGGCUUGCCCCCUUAACUUAUUUCCAGCGCUGUGAGGGUCUGCAACAUCAUCAGCUUUCCUCAUGGGAAAAGCAUUGGAUAGGCUAAAAUCGGCAAGGGGGUGGGGCCAAACACAAUUUUAUCCAAUCAGCACCUCCUCGUAGAGAUGCAUUGGACCAAUGCAUCUCUAUGAGGAAAAUUCAGCGUCUCCAUGCAGAGCGUCAUGUUGUAGUUGUUCUGGUGACUAUAGUGUCCCUUUAAGAAGUGCUGCAAUAAAUCAUUGACUAAAACUACCAAGCAAAGAUAUUACUUGCAAACAUGCAACACUAAACAACUGAUAGAUAUAUUCCUAAAACUCAGUUUUUUUUCUGUUAUUUUAUCCUUUGUAUUAAUGGCAUUUGUAAAGAUUAUGUCUUAUUUUCAUAUUUCUAUUUCCUUGUCCUGCCUCACUGUAUAUAAAUCCAGUUACAAAUCAUCACACUGACGAAGGACCUUGAUACCCAGCUUUCCUCCAUCCCAUUUGUCAUCAUGCUUUCUGGUAGCAGGUUUUUUGGAAAAUAGAAGCAGAACAUUGUUUCUGAUUUAUAUAAUUUAAUUAAAUGGGUAGAUCAAUAUGAUGUCCAAAUACAUGGAUUUUUUUGCAUGAAAUAAUAUAGCAAAUUUUAUAUUUUUAAUCCCAGCAUGUUCCUUGUCAGAAGCUAUACUCGAGCCUAACUGUUAAUGUUUAAAGAUUCUGUCCAGAUUUUGUGUAUUGUAUUACUAUUGGCAACUCAGUUGGCCCAAUUAGAUUGUUACAACUGGAUUGACUUGUUCUAUAGUAUAUAGUCACAGUUGAUCUAGUGCCUGCUGCAUAUUUAUUUACUAGCAGUUAAGCUGGCCUCUCCCAUAUAUUUCAUAUUUAAAAGGUGGUGUUCAUAGUAGGUGAACCCUCCCAUUUCUUUGGUCAUUUCCUCAUCUUUCUUAUGUAACAACCUAAAUUAUCGGCUUCCAUACUAUUCUUUGGGUACCCUCAGUACUCCAUAGUUUAGUAAUAUCUCAACCAGAAUACACCAGUCCAUAUAUCAUAAAUCUUUUGGGAGGUCACAAGAACCUUUUUUUUUGUUUGGGAAGGGCUGACUUGGGUAAUGUGUAUCAUUUAUUAUGAAGUGUGUUCAUGGCAUAUACAACACAGCUACCCUAGUAAUUACCCCAAUGGUUCUAGAUGUACAGAUAAGUUUCAGCAUUAGACUUUAGUGCCCUGUGCCACGGAACAGUAAUCUGUUUUUUAUUUUAUUUUAUAUAGAACUCAUGACUUGUAAUGCAGCCUGCUUAUUCUUAUUAUUACAAUUUUACUUCUAAUGUUAUGAGUGCACUACGUAUGUCUGUAAAAGAUUUAACAUGAUAUUUCUGAUUUUUAUUUUUUUACAGUGGGCAGAGUACAUUCUAUUUGCUGCAUUGCUGGUGGCCGUCUGCAUUAUCUUUGCUAUCAUGGCAUAUUUUUACACCUACAUUGAUCCUGCAGAAAUUGAGGCUCAAUUUGAUAAAGAUGAUGAGAAAAAGAAACACAAGGAAAAAGAGGCACUUGGGAUUGAUAACGAAAAUGGACCUUAUUCACAAACAAAAAUGUGAUUUUCUAUGUAUCCAACUAAAAUAUGUAAAUAUUAUAUAAAAAGGCACCUUGCUUCUUGUACGGACAGUAUUGACUUGCAACAGGAAUUUCAAUGAAGAAAGAAGAGAACUUACAGGAUGCUGUCUAACAUUGCCACAUAUGCCUCAGGGAAUAUUCUCGAAGAUUGAGCCAUACCUAUAAUGUUGUCAUAAACGAGAAUUAUAAUUCGAUUGGUUCAUAGUAUAAAAAAAAAAAUAACAAUAAUUUUCAGCAGCAACAUAAUUGAUGCAUAUCCUGCAUGUAAAGAUCAUAAUAAAAAUAGACAUCUAACAAUGGAUCCUGUGAUAUCAUGAUGAGGUUUUUUUGUUUUUUUAAAUCAUACUUUGUUAUCAAGUAUAAUUUCAAACAUAUGGCUGAGUGUAAGUGAAAAGGCUAAUAAAAGCUGUUUUGUACCAGAUAUGUGUAGAACUGAUGUAAUCAAAGAAAAUAAGACCUUAUACCAUUUCUCUGAUUGUAGCAAAUGUUUAAGGGACAAGUUAAUGUGAGAUUUUCG